AGGCGGAGCGGCAGGGCCCGAGGGCCCGGCUGACGGGCGGGUGCGUCGCCUUCCCGUCAGGCGGAGGGAAAGGGUCGCCUGGGCUGGCGAAAGGGCCGCUGGGGGGGAGGGGAGGGGUGUCUUCCGCGAGGAGAGGAGCUGGCGAAGCCGCUUGUGAGGUAGGUGACACGGGCAGGAGAGCGAACGUGUGCACGCAGCCGGCUGCGCGUGUGGUGCUGUCCUGGGCGCCUUCUUUGGCAAUGGGGGUCGCUGUGGAAUAAGGACCACCAGUAGCCAUAGGAUUUCCUCUUGCUCUGUCGCUGCUUUGUCCUCGGAAAAGCUCUUGGCAAGCGGCUUUCACCCGCCCGCUUCGCAACACAACAACCCUGCGAAGUAGGUCGUCGGGCCGAGAGGCGCCGGCGGGCCAAGGUGGGCCUGCGCCGCUUCUCUCCUUCCGCGCCGCCUGCCUCUUCGGCCCCGGGGCUCGGGGGCGGCGGUUCUUGCGGGGGCUUCACGGGGAGUAAGAGCCCAUCAUCGUCUGGCUGGGAGGGAAGGAGACGGGCUUGCGCUAAAGUUUCCCGGCAGCAGGAUCAGCCUUGCCAGGAGAUGAGGAUGAGGAUGAUAAUUAUUUAUUAUUUAUACCCCACCCAUCUGGCUGGGCUUCCCCAGCCACUCUGGGCGGCCUCCAAAAAAAAUAUAAAAAUACUGUAAUCCAUCAAACAUUAAAAGCUUUCCUAAACAGGGCUGCCUUCAGAUGUCUUCUAAAAGUCUGGUAGUUGUUGUUCUCUUUGACACCUUUGAUAAAGUGAGAGAGGGCUGCCUCAAGCAGCAGGUUUGGGCGCCAGAUUUCAGGCGGCUUCAUUCCUCACAAAACAGCGCGGAUUUUCCGCCUCAGGUGCCAAAACUCAUCUUGGAUGUGCCCUGUGAGUUUCAGGGCUCCACAGGGAUUUUAACCCAGGUCCCAACCAGCCCAAUCUGGCACUUGCCACCUGGGCCCUCAGACUCGUGGGCUACGGCCAGUGUGGGUGGGAACAUUACAGCUUGUUCCUGUGCAAGCAUAUCUGCUGGGAUUUACCACCUUCUUGCACCAAAGGAUGAACCCCUGCAAGCCUACAGUCUCCUCUUCUCCCCAGAACAUUUUUUGUACAUUGUGGACCGCUUUGAAGCAGCUUGCUUUAUAGGAAAUGCUGCUAUUCUCAAGGAAGGGAUCUUAAGAUUCCCUGAAAAUGUUUGGUUUGUAAAGGUUGAAAUUCUCCGGGGUGACACGGGUACUAAAGGAGGAAAAUCUAAAUUGAGUUUAUUCCAGUGGUUCCCAACUCCCCCCAGCCUUGCACCACUUGAAAAUUCCUGAGGACCUGGGCAGACCACUUAAAGAUUUUUCUACUUCUUGUAACCAUUGCAAUGUGCUAGAUGCUGUAUGAUUUCUCACUGCUUUUAUUUUUUACAUAUUGUAUGUAUUGCAUUACAAUCUGAAUUCAAUAUAUAAGGGAUAAAAGAAAGCAGUGCUUCACACUCUGUCAUUCUGACUCCUACUUCUUUCAAGCACACUGUAGUGGUUAGAGUGUCAGGCUGGGACAUGGGAGACCAGGGUUCAAAUCCCCACAUGAGUAUGAAAUUCACUGGAUAGUCUUGGGCCAGUCACUACCUAACCUAUCUCAUGGGUCGUUAGUGGGAUUAAAUGCAGAGGGUGGAAUCCUGUUCACCACCUUUAACUCCUUGGAGGAAAAGGUGGGAUAUAAAUGCAAUAAAUAAGUAAGUUGUUUCCUCUGUCCGUAACUUCCGGUCUAUCCCACUCACUUUUGAGGUUGACUGCCUCAAACAUGUAAUGCACUAUCUGUGACCUAUCUGACACUGGUGUGGAAGUUUAAUAGAAUGGAGUGACUCAAAAGGGAAGAGGAGACACUUGGCAUACUAAAAGUGUACAAAGAACUUUCUAAUUGUUUUCUACUUGUCUGGAUAGCUCAUCUCCUGGUUCACACUGAAAAGCUACUUUUAAAUCUCCCCAGGAAUGAGAAUGAGAACUGUCCAUACAGGUGAAACUCAAAAAAUUAGAAUAUCGUGGAAAAGUUCAUUUAUUUCAGUAAUUCAACUUAAAAGGUGAAACUAAUAUAUGAGUUAGACACAUGACAUGCAAAGCGAGAUAUGUCAAGCCUUUAUUUGUUAUAAUUGUGAUGAUUAUGGCGUACAGCUGAUGAAAACCCCAAAUUAACAAUCUCAGAAAAUUAGAAUAUUGUGAAAAGGUGCAAUAGCUAUUCAAUCCCUAACACCUGUAAUGGGUUCCUGAGCCUUUAAAUGGUCUCUCAGUCUAGUUCAGUAGGAAGCACAAUCAUGGGGAAGGCUGUUGACCUUGCAGUUGUGCAGAAAGCCAUCAUUGAGAUCCUCCAUAAGGAGAGAAAGCCUCAAAAGGUAAUUGCAGAAGAAGUUGGAUGUUCCCAAAGUGCUGUAUCGAAGCACAUUAAUGGAAAGUUCUGCGGAAGGGAAAAGUGUGGAAGAAAAAGGUGCACAAGCAGCAGGGAUGACCGCAGCCAGGAGACUUCAAACAUGUUGGGGAUUUUCACAAGGAGUGGACUGAGGCUGGAGUUAGUGCAUCAAGAGCCACCACGCACAGAAGGAUCCUGGAGAUGGGCUUCAAAUGUCGUAUUCCUCUUGUCAAGCCGCUCCUGAACAAGAAACGUCAGAAGCGUCUUAUCUGGGCUAAAUAAAAAAAGAAUUGGUCUGUUGCUCAGUGGUCCCAAGUCAUCUUUUCUGACGAGAGCAACUUUUGCAUCUAAUUUGGAACCAAGGACCCAGAGUCUGGAGGAAGAAUGGCUAGGCACACAGUGCCAGAUGCUUGAAGUCCAGUGUGAAGUUUCCACAGUCUGUGUUGAUUUGGGGAGCCAUGUCAUCAGCUGGUGUUGGUCCACUGUGCAGCCAUCUACCAGGAGAUUUUGGAGCGCUUCAUGCUUCCUUCCGCAGGCAAGCUUUAUGGGGAUGCUGACUUCAUUUUCCAGCAGGACUUGGCACCUGCCCACACUGCCAAAAGUACCCAAACCUGGUUCAAUGCCCAUGGGAUUACAGUGCUUGAUUGGCCAGGAAACUCGCUUGACCUGAACCCCCUAGAGAAUCUAUGGGGCAUUGCCAAGAGAAAGAUGAGAGACAUGAGACCAAGCAAUGCAGAAGAGCUGACGGCUGCUAUUGAAGCUUCCUGGUCUUCCAUAACACCUCAGCAGUGCCACAGGCUGAUGGCAUCCAUGCCAUACCACAUUGAGGCAGUAAUUGAUGCAAAAGGGGCCCAAACCAAGUACUGCGUGCUUCUACUUCUCAGAGGUCCAAUAUUGCUCUAUUUGCAAUCCUUGUUUUGCUGAUUUCAUUGAAUAUUCUAAUUUUCUGAGAUUGUUAAUUUGGGGUUUUCAUCAGCUGUACGCCAUAAUCAUCACAAUUAUAACAAAUAAAGGCUUGACAUAUCUCACUCUGCAUGUCAUGACUCUAUCUCAUAUAGUAGUUUCACCUUUUAAGUUGAAUUACUGAAAUAAAUGAAUUUUUCCACGAUAUUCUAAUUUUUCGAGUUUCACCUGUAGAACUCAAUGGAGAAAUCCAAGAUUUUACUGUAGCUAGGAAUGAGCAGGAGUUUAUCUGAUAGGUUAACCAGAUGCAAAAGGAGGCAUGGUUCCUUCAGCAGAACUAGUUGUAGAGAAGAGGAAGUUUCAGCAGCCUCUGUUAUACACAGCUCCUGAAGAUGCAUUUGAACACCCCAGUGACCUAUCCCAAAAGGUACAGCAUAGAGAAAAGUUUCUUGAGUUUCUAACCUGAUUCUUAGAAAUGUUCAGAUGCACAUUCCACACCAAAUUAAUUCAUUAUUCAUAUAGCAGGUUGGAAACAGCCUUGUAGUGUAGUGCACACUGAAUAUUGUAGAUUGGGCUCCAAGUGGUUUAUAAUAAACAUGUAGUGUUGUCUACCGGUAUUUGAUCCCUGUCAAUCACUGAGUGUUGGCCUGAAAUGUUGAGAGUGCAAAAGCCCUGCAAUUUCAUUCAGUUCAUUUUAUUUCCUAUAUUAUCCCCACCUUGCUGAAUGAGCAGUAUACAACAGCCCUGCAGCAGAGUAGUUCAGUCUGCACCCAUAUUGCAGGACUGUGCUGACAUAGAAAAGCUUAGAGCAGUCCUGCAAGGUCAAUACUGCACACCAAGAGGUAAGGCUGGGUUUGGAUUGCCAGUCACCGCCCCCCGCCCCCCGGCCCAGCAACUUUAAUACUUUUCAGAUUGUAUCAGAGGUCAGUCUGCUUGAAUUGCCUCUUCAGAUAUUUCCUCCAACCUCUGCCCCCAGGCCAGAUCAACCACAAUUGUACUCAACUUGUUCAGAACCUUUUAAGGAAUUUUGCACAAAGCAUAAAAAGCCACAUUAGGGCAGGGACUCGUGUUUUUGGUACUCAUUUGGUAGUUAAAAAAAAUAAUAAUCCCUGAUCCAGUGGCUCAGAUAACACAUACCAGGUAUACACUCUAACAUUUUGUUGUGGAGCCCUAUGGAGAUAAAAAGUGUAAGAAUCUGUUCCUCUCACCUCAAUAUUGCAUUCUCAUGGCUGCUUUUGUUAAAAGUAAACAAAAAGAUGGGAGAACACAUACCAUAUUUACUCGAGUCUAAUGCACAUUUUUUUUUGCCAAAUUAUGUUGUGAAAAUUAGGGUGCACAUUAGAUUCAAUGGUGCAUUUACAUUUGCCAGCAAAUACUUUUUGGGUUUCAAGGUUUUGAAAAUUGAGAUGUGCCUUAGAUUUAAUGGCACGUUAGACUCGAAUAAAUACGGUGUGUGAAUGAAUAUCACAUGAAGUUGGGUUUCUCCCCCCGCCCCCGGUGCCAUUCCUAGAACUUUAAUAGUAGCAUGAGAUGCAAAAGUUAAGCAGCUCAGGACUUAUUUUCAUGCCUGGAAAAGCUUUACAUGCUCAGUUUCAGAGUAUUGGGCUGCUGCUGCUGCUGCUGCUGCUGAAGGUGCACAAUUUGGGUCGCAGCAGUAUUGCUCCUACCACAACAUUUGGUGAUAUGUACAGAGAUAAGUUUUGGGGGUUGAGUGGCCAGGUGGGAAAAAGGUCAGGACUCCUUCAUCUUUAAAGUUGUGUAGAAGUGAACAUUUCAGCUGGUGCAGCUUGCAGGUGUAGUUCCAUACAAUUGUUAAUAUUGCAGGAGCCCUUUUCUUUUCUUUUCUUUUCUUUUCUUUUCUUUUCAUCUGGCCACCCUACAUGAGGUCCAUUAAGAGAGUUAGUGCUAUUGAGUUUUUACAAGUAAAGUUGCCUGGUCACAUUGUAGAAAUUUGCCCUGUCCAUUAAAACCUCUGAGCAAGUGAAGAUUCAUUUUUCUUAGCUUUGACUGAUAUAUUCAGUAUAAUAAAUAAAGGGCCACAAAUUAUAAUUUAUUUAUUUAAGUCCAUUUAUUUGCUUUAGGUUACAAUGGAUCUAUAUGGUAGCUUGCGAAAGUUUAAUAGUAUGAUAGAAGAAUUUUUAAAUGAUAAAAUGACAGUCAACCAAUGAAGUCAUUGUAAGACAACAAUGAUUAACAUUAAAUUUCUCAUUCAUUUUUGCCGCUAUCCAAAAGACUCUGCCUGUUGUACCUACUGUACCUCAAGCUGUGUGGAAACACACAAACUAAGAAGAGCAUAAUGUGUGGGCAAGCUUAUAUAGGAGAAAUUGGCCCUUAAAGUAUCCUGGUCCCAGAGCAUUUAAGACUUUAAUAAUCAAAACACACUUUGCAUUGGGCUUGGAAACAAAAUGGAAGUGAAGUUGUCACAUAACUUAGGUAGUAAUGCUUCAAACAGCCUGCCCUGUUGAAAAGCUGUUAAUAGAUCUGCUUGUGUGUAUUCUCAAAUACACAUGUGUUUAUGAAACUGACCCUUAAAUAACCUUUAAUCUGGAGAUGAUAAUCACAUUGCAGUGGUUAUUGCACUAGUUUACUACUAAUCAAGAAAUGCCAAUAUUGUCUUGCUUGCUUGAAGGAAAUGGCAAGAACUGAUGAAUACAAAAUAAAAUCUUUAUUUACACAGUGUUUAUUGUUUACACAAAAUGGUGGACAGUAAGGAAAAAUGGGCUUGUGUUAUGAAGUAUCAGCACAGAAAUAUAAAAUAACAAGGUGGCUAGUUGUUGAAAACUACAUAGGCUACCCAAGUCUGUGUUGCGUGGACAAUAAACUUAAAAUAAGUCCUAUUGCAGAGAUAGACAUAGAUGGAGGUGGAUAGUGUGCCUUACAUAGAGAGGAGAUGGGUGCUAGGGAACCAGAAUCCCGACCCUCCCAUUUCCCUAUUUGAGAUAGCUUAAAGCACAAUUGCCAAAGGCCAGCCCAUGAGCUUAACGACUAAGAAAUAAUUUUAUAUAGGUGUCCCAAAUCCAUUUCUGUGCUCACCGUCUCAAAUUCUCAUUGCAUCUAAUAGCUACAGUGCUCUCUGUCGCUGGCUCUGCUGAAACAUUGCUUAAACGUCCUUAUUUCCCCCAAGUUUAUUAUUUAAUAUCUAUUCAUGUUGAUCCAUGAUUAGUCAUGUGGUUGUAUGAGACUUUAAGACUUCUAAUCAUUUUCCCAUCUCCCUAUGGUGACAAAAUUGUCUGCCUAAGCGUUAGUCUUUCCACUGUAGCAUAUUGCCAUGUAGCAGCAUCUUUUUGAAUCAGGUUUGCCGUGAAUAUAAAUCAUUUAUUUUUCUCUUCCUCACAGAAUUGAAUGUGCAAAUUUAAUGCCUCUUGUUGGUCCUAAAUGCUCAGUAUGGGAGUUCAAAUUAACUCCCAAGUAUGUCGAAACGAAGUGGAAUUGUGGGACAAAUUAAGUAGUUUGCAUUAAAAUAAUAGCAGAGGUUCUUGAUUGAUAACUACGUAGCUGUGAACUGAAUCCAUUGCUAUGUAAAGCUUGUAUAGAAGAGUCAAGCUUUGAAAAUCAAAAAUGAAAAAUGAAAAAAAUGUAAUUAAAGUAUGAAAAUAUGUUGAGUGUUGCAUCAAUAAAACUGCAUUCUUUUUUGCACAAAGUUAUAGUAACCAUCAUCGUUAUAAUAAUGAUAAUAAUAAUAUUUUUAUGCAAUGCAGGUUUAACAUCUGAACUCUCAGAGAAGAGUAUGAAUGUUUCUGAGGCUUGGCUGCUCAGUGGCUCCUCACUAGCAUCUCAAGUUCACGCCGCUGCUGUUAAUGGACAUAAGAGUGCUCUUCUAAAACAGAUAGCAGGUAAAAAUGUUUCCCCUGGCUUUUCAGAGUCAAAUUUUUAUUAAACUUUAAAAUCUUCAUAUAUAUAUUCCAGAUUCCAAAUUAGUUAUGCAUUUAUCUUUGACUUUCUCCUCAUGCUGUUUUUAAUCCCAUCCUUGUCUUUUUAUGUAAUUUCAAAUCCAUGAGAAGCAAUAGUAUUUAAGUUGCAGUUCUGUUUUUAGCUUUUUCUUGGUUCUGUGGCUUAGGAAGAUCCCCUGCCCAGCCCAUCAGAGGACAGACUGGUAGGCUUCUGCCAACUCUCUCUUCCUCUUUCCAUUCUUGUGUGUAACACUCUAAAGCAGUGUUUCCCAAAGUGGUCAGUACUGUGCCUUGGGGGACACUGGAACAAUCCAGAGGGUGGUAGUAGCCUUGGGUGCAAUUGGGGGGCAUUGGGAUAAAAAUAAGGGGGUGGUAGAAGCAUAAAGGUAGAAGAGAAGAACAUUUUGAAGAACUGUUCUUACAGGUUUCAUCUGUUGUGUAAUGACACUUACCGCCAGGUCGGCGCCGUUGCAGGAUGGCGGCAAUGCUUCUCCUGGAUCUGGCGGUUGUGUGUUUUUCCCAGGCUUGAGUGAACCGUUUUUGGGUUCACCCAGGCUUGGGAAGUGUUAUUUGUAAUUUGUUGUUUUAAUAUUAUCCUUUGUUAUCAUCAUUUUCUCUGUGUAAUGCAGAUGUUACUAUGGUUAUUUUAAUAAAUGGUUUUAUAAUUUCAAGCUUCAAGGUGUCUUAUUUACAGCAAUGUCUUUCUUUACUAUGUCUUAGGACAUAGGUAGAAAUCUAGAUGCAUCAAAGAAUGCAAAUUUGUUGGUGCAUCUUUCUGUUUGUUUGCCUAAAGAAGGUAUAUUUCCAGGGGGGGCACUGAGUAUUAUUUUUUUUUCUGAAAAGGGGGCAGUAGGCCAAAGAAGUCUGGGAACCUCUACUCUAAAGUCUUGGUGUGUGUAUGUAUGGAAUUACUUUCAGUUGCUUUCCAUAAUACUAGCGUGGUGGUUUUUCUUCGAAAUUAGUUCAUAAAAAAUGCUUUUGUUUUUUGACUGGUGGAAGCUUGUCCAGUAGAGAGAAAGGGACAAUGUCAGCCUGGCCUCAGCCAGUUUCUCCUACUUUACAACCAGUCCAAGGAGUGGCACUGCCUGUCAGCUUCUUCCUGCUAGUCCUGAUGUUGCCCUUGUGGAACUCAGCAGGGAUGAAGAUAGGGACAAAACUAGAGUUAAUUGACUCUUCCUGCCAUUUGCUGUAGCUCUGCCUCCUGUUGGUCAUACUGCCUUCCACCAUACUAGCCUCAAUGAGCACCAGCCAUUACUGUUUCUGCACAUUUUUUGCUUUAGUUCAGCUGACUGCUGGCAUGCAGCCCUCCACGUACUAACCCCAAGUCAAUGGGGCCCUCAAAACACGAAUACUUGGACAAAGGACAUUGUUGCCAGAGGAGCCUAAAGAUUGGUAGCAUAACCUAGAAAUACCUUACCAAUCUAAGAAACCUGUUUUGAUUGUAAUGGUGAGGUGCGUAUCCUGUUUCCUUAUUAACAAUAGAAGCUGUAGAGAAGCUCUGUUCAGGUAGGGAGAGAUACUUCCAAAAGCAUAAAUAUGAUAACACUGUCAAAGUUACUGAAUUGUGGUCUUUUGGGUAGUCUAAGCAAGGUUUUUUGUUCAGAACUGUGUCGCGAAUUCUUCGCGGCGCUUUAGCAGAAACGCUCAGAGUUCCAGGUUCUUCAGUGCAAUAUUAUUUAUUCUGAGCUAUAUAUACAAAUAGGGACGCGGGUGGCACUGUGGGUUAAACCACAGAGCCUAGGACUUGCCGAUCAGAAGGUCGGCGGUUCGAAUCCCCGCGACGGGUCAUGUGGCCAGCAUGACUAAGCAGUUUCUGGCGAACCAGAGCAGCGCACGGAAAUGCUGUUUACCUUCCCGCCAGAGAAGGUAUUUAUCUACUUGCACUUUGACAUGCUUUCGAACUGCUAGGUUGGCAGGAGCAGGAACCGAGCAACGGGAGCUCACCCCUUUGCGGGGAUUCAAACCGCCAACCUUCUGAUCGGCGAGCCCUAGGCUCUUUCAAGUUUCAUUCGUUAUGUUGCACAUUUAGGAAUCCUGCCACCUCAGUAGUGCAGAGCUCAUGGACCUGUUGCUUCAGGUCUUAAGUUUGUAGCCUGAGAAGUCAACCAGUUUAAUACACAACUUGCAUUAUUUGUAGCCAAAUAAAUAGUGUAAGAUAGUACUUGAAAUGAACUAUGCCUUAGAUCCUAAGUUGCUCCUCUAUUCACUAAUAAUAAUAUUUUCCAGCUGAAUCAAUCAGUAUUUGAGAGGAGUGUCUAUUUUGAAUCGUUUUAAUUUUGUUAUAAAUUGAUCUUCUCUUUUUGCUGUUUUUAAUUAUUCAUCACCAUGAGGUGAUUGCUAAACUAAGGAUUAAUUAAGGCUCAAUUAAGAUGAUUAAUAAAUUGAGGAUAAUAAUAGGAGGUGGGCGAUGUCUGCCAAUUCCCCGCUUCAUCUUCAACCCCUGUACCAUAUCCCAUAACUAUCACAUAGGUUCUCCAACUCCAGGAAUGGAUUCUUGGGGCAUGUAGAAGGACUAGCAAUAGAAGUCACAAGAGGGAAAUCUAUUAUGUUCACAGAAGGAAUGUUAGGAUUCAAGCCAAGGUGAUUAUUUUUUAAGUUUCCAUCCUGUGCUAGAUUGUACGAUACAUUCUGCAAUAACUUCUUGUGACCAAGACCAUGAAGUACACUGUUUUUAAAUUUCUCUUUUUUGAACUAAUUGGAUCUUUUUUGGGGGGGUACACUGCUCUUUAUUUUUGCCCCUUCUGUUCAGCUCUAUAAAAGUUACAAUAACCCCCCCACACACUAAAGAUCAGUUUGUACAGUCAGCAGAAUAAAUUGAUUUAAAAAAAUUCUAAAUAAUACCUGUUCAUAAAAAAACCCUCCCUGCACAUAUAAGAUUAAAAUGCAGUGGAACCUUGGUUUCCAAACACCUCCAUUGUCAUACAUUUCGGUUCUUGAAUGCCGAAAACUCAGAAGUAAAUGCUUCCAUUUUCGAAUGCUUUUCGGAACCCGAACAUGCGACGCAGCUUCCACUGAGUGCAAGAAGCUCUUGCAACCAAUGGGAAGCAGGGUCUCAGUUUUUGAAAGUUUCAGAACCGAACGGGCUUCCAGAACAGAUUUCAUUUGAGAACCAAGGUACCACUGUAUCAGUGAGAAAGGUUCCACCUAGCCUUCCCCCAUUGUGUUUCCUUUUUAAAAAAAAUUCAGGGUCCCCUGUCCUCACUUCCUUGCAGCACAUUUAGACAUGUAAUCCCCACUUUGAAGCAGAUUAGCCCAGAAAAAGCUUUACCACUUGACAAUGAUAAAUGUAACUGGUCCUAUUUUGUGUUGCCUAUCCUUCAUGAUUUCAAAACCUAGUACAGAUUUAUCUGUUUGCAUUUUUAAUAGUGCAGCUACAUUGAAAUAUGCCAAUUUAUAGUUACUCAUUUCUGACUUCCCCCUCUAUGGGCAGAUAUGAGCAGAUGAUAAUCCUUAUCUUCAUGUUCAGCUUUACCUGCUGAUUUCUCCUGUUAACGAAAGGUACGGGAGAAUUCCAUGUUGUGUUCGUCUGUUUUUCUAGUCUGCUGGCCACCCUAGCAACAAACAAGGCCAUUGCUAUAAGAAUUCUAAGGUAUCAAAUAUUGAAUAAGUGUUCAUAAAUGCACAAGGUAAAGAUAAAUACAUAAGUAUAUAAACCACACAUCUGAAAUAGCACACAAGAGCAAUCUAGAAGCCAUUUUUACUCUCCCAAGUGACUUCAAAUGUUCCACUUCAGUAGGAGGAAAUGGGGAAAGCUUUCCAAUUGUCUUUUCACUCGUAAAUCCCAUUAACAAAACUGCCUGGAAUCUAGGGGGUUUACCCCCUUCCUGCAAAUCUAGUCUGGCAGGUUUCUGUUAAGUUGAGCAAACUGUCAAUAGAUGUAAAUUUGUGCAAGAGAUCCAGGAACUAAAGUAUUUACUAUCUGAAAGGAAUGACCACUCUGCCCAGGUAAUGCAAUCAGUGACGACGGAUCAGGUGGUCUCCCACAGAAAUUUGAGAGUGCUGCUUCUCUCAUGUCUCCCAUUAUUUCUGUGGCAGACCACCUCCUUCUGUAAUGUAAGCGAGAUAUGUCAAGCCUUUAUUUGAUAUAAUUGUGAUGAUUAUGGCGUACAGCUGAUGAAAACCCUAAAUUAACAAUCUCAGAAAAUUAGAAUAUUGUGAAAAGGUGCAGUAGCUAUUCAAUCCAUAACACCUGCAAUGGGUUCCUGAGCCUUUAAAUGGUCUCUCAGUCUGGUUCAGUAGGAAGCACAAUCAUGGGGAAGGCUGCUGACCUGACAGUUGUGCAGAAAGCCAUCAUUGAGAUCCUCCAUAAGGAGGGAAAGCCUCAAAAGGUAAUUGCAGAAGAAGUUGGAUGUUCCCAAAGUGCUGUAUCGAAGCACAUUAAUGGAAAGUUCUGCGGAAGGGAAAAUGUGGAAGAAAAAGGUGCAUAAGCAGCAGGGAUGACCGCAGCCUGGAGAGGAAUGUCAGGAAAAGACCAUUCAGACGUGUUGGGGAGUUUCACAAGGAGUGGACUGAGGCUGGAGUUAGUGCAUCAAGAGCCACCACACAAAGAAGGAUCCUGGAGAUGGGCUUCAAAUGUCGUAUUCCUCUUGUCAAGCCGCUCCUGAACAAGAAACAACGUCAGAAGCGUCUUACCUGGACUAAAUAAAAAAAGAACUGGUUGCUCAGUGGUCCCAAGUCCUCUUUUCUGAUGAGAGCAACUUUGCAUCUAAUUUGGAAACCAAGGACCCAGAGUCUGGAAGAAGAAUGGGGAGGCACACAAUGCCAGAUGCUUGAAGUCCAGUGUGAAGUUUCCGCAGUCUGUGUUGAUUUGGGGAGCCAUGUCAUCAGCUGGUGUUGGUCCACUGUGCUUCAUUAAGUCCAAGGUCAACACAGCCGUCUACCAGGAGAUUUUGGAGCACGUCAUGCUUCCUUCCGCAGAUGAGCUUUAUGGGGAUGCUGACUUCAUUUUCCAGCAGGACUUGGCACCUGCCCACACUGCCCAAAGUACCAAAAUUUGGUUCAAUGCCCAUGGGAUUACUGUGCUUGAUUGGUCAGCAAACUCACUUGACCUGAAUCUAUGGGGCAUUGCCAAGAGAAAGAUGAGAGACAUGAGACUGAGCAAUGCAGAAGAGCUGAAGGCUGCUAUUGAAGCUUCCUGGUCUUCCAUAACACCUCAGCAGUGCCACAGGCUGAUAGCAUCCAGGCCACGCCACGUUGAGGCAGUAAUUGAUGCAAAAGGGGCCCAAACCAAGUACUGAGUACAUAUGCAUGCUUCUACUUCUCAGAGGUCCAAUAUUGCUCUAUUUGCAAUCAUUGUUUUGCUGAUUUCAUUGAAUAUUCUAAUUUUCUGAGAUUGUUAAUUUGGGGUUUUCAUCAGCUGUACACCAUAAUCAUCACAAUUAUAACAAAUAAAGGCUUGACAUAUCUCACGAGUCAUUGGUAUCUAAAUGUAGAUAAAACCCUCUCUUGGUUCUACCACUUUCACAGGCAAGCUUGGUGGGGACCCGGGAAAGGUCCUUCUCGGAGGCUGCUCCCAGGCUUUGGAACUCCCUCUCUAGAGAAGCCAGACUGGCUCCUUCCUUGUCCUUCUUGUUCCAACAGGCUUUUGGGAACGGCCUGCUUUUAAUGAAAGGGCUGGUGCUGUGCUGUUUUCAUUGUAACUAUUUUUUAUAGCAUGUGUAUAAAUGUAUGUGUGUGUAGAUAGAUAUAUAGAUAUAUAUAAUUAUAUCAAUAUUUGAUUGUUUUUUAAUGAUGCUUUUUUCCUGUGUUUUUAAUCCCUGUCAGGGAAAAAGGUGGUGUAGAAAACAACUACUACUACUAUCCUUAGUGGUGUCCAUAUUUUGCAGUUUUUAAAAGACUGUCUGACAUUUUCUUUAAAAAUGUCAUCUAGGAUAGAAUCCCAAAACAGACAAAAAAACUGAUCCCUGACCUCAGGAAACAUGUCAAAUUUGUUUAAGAGAUCUUAAGUGUUGCCCAAAUGUAUAAGAAACCAGACAAACUUUUUUCUACCCAAAAUAUACAAUAGAUGUACAUAUUUAAUAAAACUUAUGUAGAGCCAGCACUGCAAUUCACUUUGUUGUUCUUAUAGGUAAUCCUGAUCUGAAGGACAAAGAGGACCAGUUUGGGAGAACUCCACUAAUGUACUGUGUGUUGGCGGAUAGGCUAGACUGUGCUGAGGCUUUGUUGAAGACAGGAAUAGAUGUAAAUAAAGUCGACCUUAACCAGAGAACAGCUCUCCAUCUUGCUGCACAAAAGGUAACAAUACAAUCUCACAUGCCUACUCAGAAGUAAGUUCUGUUGGGUUCACUGGGGCUUAUUCCCGGGUAACUGCUUAUAUAGGAUUGCAGUCUAAAUGAUGUUCCAAGACCAGAUUCCAAAGAAAUGUGUAACUAGCACUGUAAAUCCAAAAUAAUUUUGAGUGUCCCUUUCUCAGAUACAGUGGUACCUCGGGUUAAGAACUUAAUUCGUUCUGGAGGUCUGUUCUUAACCUGAAACUGUUCUUAACCUGAAGCACCACUUUAGCUAAUGGGGCCUCCCGCUCUGCUGUGCGAUUUCUGUUCUCAUCCUGAAGCAAAGUUCUAAACCCAAGGUAAUAUUUCUGGGUUAGCGAAGUCUGUAACCUGAAGCAUAUGUAACCUGAAGCGUAUGUAACCCAAGGUACCACUGUAGUAGCCUUCCUUUCUACCACGCCAUAUGGCAAACUACUAUUUAAAUUUAAGUAGGAUUUUAAAAAGUGUUUUGGGUAUGUCGGGGUAGUCUGCUGUUCAAAGUGGAAGACCUAUCAAAUUUCACAAGUCUGUGAAUUCACACAAAGUUGUUCUUUGUAUCCAGAUGUUUAGCUGACAAUGUCACUAGCAGAGAAAUCGGAUCGUAGUUUUAAAUACUUUAUUUCCAGAAUUGCAAAGAAUCUGCUAUUCACUCAGGAGUUCAAUAAUGCUAAAAAUAUCACUAAUUGUUUACUUAAAAGCAUGUGUGCAUUAAGCAUUACACUCAUGACUAAUAAUAUAAAUGCAAGACGUAUAGUAAGUGCUUCAGGAUUAAGAUAUUUCAUAUGAUGGCUCUGGUAAAUGUACAUUUAAAUAAAGAGAAAAAUGCAUUUGGUAACACCUUGAGAUUAAUUUUUAGAAGUGUUUUAUUAUAAAAUGACAUGCUCUUUCAUGAAAUGUGAAGUUGGAGCUUGGGAAAAUAAGAAAAAAAUUCAGUUGAACACUGAUGACAUCUGAUGGGAGGGCGUUCCACAGGGCGGGCGCCACUACCGAGAAGGCCCUCAGCCUGGUUCCCUGUAACCUCACUUCUCGCAGUGAGGGAACCGCCAGAAGGCCCUCGGAGCUGGACCUCAGUGUCCGGGUUGAACGAUGGGGGUGGAGACGCUUCUUCAGGUAUACUGGGCUGAGGCUGUUUAGGGCUUUAAAGGUCAGCACCAACAUUUUGAAUUGUGCUUGGAGACGUACUGGGAGUCAAUGUAGGGCUUUUAGGACCGGUGUUAUAUAGUCUCCGUGGCCACUCCCAGUCACCAGUCUAGCUGCCGCAUUCUGGAUUAGUUGUAGUUUCCGGGUCACCUUCAAAGGUAGCCCCCACGUAGAGUGAUUGCAAUAGUCCAAGCGAGAGAUAACUAGAGCAUGCACCACUCUGGCGAGACAGUCUGCGGUCAGAUAGGGUCUCAGCCUGCGUACCAGAUGGAGCUGGUAAACAACUGCCCUGGACACAGAAUUGACCUGCGCCUCCAUGGACAGCUGUGAGUCCAAAAUGACUCCCAGGCUGAGCACCUGGUCCUUUAGGGGCACAGUUACCCCAUUCAGGACCAGGGAGUCCCCCACCCUUGCCCACUCCCUGUCUCCCAAAAGUAGUACAGUGGUACCUCCGGUUGUGAAUCCCGAGGUUUCCGCAACUGGGGGGACUGCUUCUGAGCAUGCAGGGAGCACGGUAGAGCGUUUUUGUGAAUGCGCACGGGGCAAAACACUUCCAGGUUUGCCGCUUUUGCAGCCCGAAGUUUACGUAAGCCGAGGGUAACUUAAGCCGCAGUGCUACUGUACUUCUGUCUUGUUAGGAUUCAUUCUCAAUCCAUCCUUCAACUGCCUCCGGACACUCAAACAGGACAUUCACUGCCUUCACUGGUUCUGAUAUAAAAGAGAGGUAGAGCUGGGUAUCAUCUGCAUACUGAUGAACACCCAGCCCAAACCCUGUUGCCAUGUAGAAAUGCAACAGGUUAAAUUGCCAAAUUGCGUAUAGCCUACUUUUGACCUUUGUACCCCACACUCCUUUCUAGAGGUAAAAGUGUCACUUAAAAGUGUAAAUGAAGAUUACCGAAAGAGAUACACAUACAGAAUUUUUUUGAAAAGUUCAGUCCAAGAGAGAAAAAAAAAGAUUGAUUAUGAAGGACACUGUAGCCUAUGCAAGUGAGUUGAGGAUUACUUUUUUAGAGUAACAUUGCAGUAUUUUUUAAUGUUUUUAUUUAUCCUUUGGAAGUCCAGUUACAUAUUUACCAUGUAUUCUAAGAGCCCAAUAAUCUGUGCUUACGCUGUUAAGCAAAUUUUGAAGGAAAGAUUUGGAGUGGAAAAACCAUUUUCCAGCUCAACCUGAUCUUUAUAAUUAGGAAUUAAUUUGCAUGGCAUUCAAAUUAGGAUACCAGACUGGGCUAGAAUAUGGCAAACCUACACUCAAUCACCAUUUCUAUUUAUUCAAAGCAGCUGUUUGGGAGGUAGUUUUAAUCCAUCUUCCGAUCAAAGUUGCUAUCAGCCCCACUUGGGUGGAGGGAGAGAAACAGAGAGAGCCAGUGUGGUGUAGUGGUUAAGAGCGGUAGUCUCGUAAUCUGGUGAACCGGGUUCGCGUCUCCGCUCCUCCACAUGCAGCUGCUGGGUGACCUUGGGCCAGUCAUACUUCUUUGAAGUCUCUCAGCCCCACUCACCUCACAGAGUGUUUGUUGUGGGGGAGGAAGGGAAAGGAGAAUGUUAGCCGCUUUGAGACUCCUUAAGGGGAGUGAAAGGCGGGAUAUCAAAUCCAAACUCAUGUGGUCAUUCAUUUAUUGCAUUUGUUUUCUUUUUUAAAGGAAACUUUUUUAAAGUGCUUAUGUUUGGUGGGGAGGUUUCUCAGUGACAUCACGGAGUGGGGAAGCUUUUACUAGCGAGCUUAUUUUCAAAGGUGCAGAACGACAGUUGACCCUGGAGAGAAAAAUAUAUGUUUGGCUCGAUCAUAGGAAGCAGGGCCGGCUCAAGAUAUUUUGGCACCUGAGGCAAACCACAAAGUGAUGCCAUCACCCUGCCAGGGAAGGUGUACAUCGGGAAGAAGGGUGGGAGGAGAUAAGAAGCACCUCCUAUUCGCCAAGAACCCAGUGUAGAGGUGGCAUUGGGGGGUUGCUGAGGAAGUGGUAUAUCUGGCCUUCACGGAGUACACUGCAGCCAUUGCUGUUCCGGUGGCGGUGGCAGCAGCAGCAGCGGUUGAUGCAUUCCUUGGAGGUCAGAUCUGCUGCCCCUGCAGAUCCUGCCAUCUGAGGUGGUUGCCUCACCUUUUCUCAUGGGUGUGCCAGCCCUGAUAGUGAAGGCAUUUCCAGUUUCCACUGUUUUUUGUUUGUCUUCUUCCAUGCCUAGAAAGAAAUGAAUCCUUCCCCCUGUUGAGUCACUUCUUUCUUUUUGUACUCAGAAAGUGCUGGUUCAGAAAAGUACCGUAUUUUUCGCUCUAUAGGACACACCAGACCAUAGGACGCACCUUGUUUUAGAGGGGGAGAACAAGAAAAAAAAAUUCUCCCCCUCUCUGCUCAGCGCCCCUUCAGCGAAGCGGCAGGAGAAACGGAGCCCCUUCCAUUUCUCCUCCCGCUUCGCUGAAGGGGCGCUGCGCAGCUCUCCCUCUCUGCUGAAGCCAGGAGAGUCUCGCUCUCCUGGCUUCAGCAAAAGGAACCCGAAGCCUUCGGAGCGCAGUGUGAGUUCCCGCUGCGCUCCAGAGGCUUCAGGCAGCUAUCCCUGAAGCCUGGAGAGUGAGAGGGUUCGGUGCACACCGACCCCUCUCGCUCUCCAGGCUUCAGCGAAAGCAACGCGAAGCCUCCGGAGCAUGGAGGGAGCGCUCCCUCUGCGCUUCGGAGGCUUCACGUUGCUAUCGUUGAAGUCAAGGAGCCUGCAUUUGCUCCAUAGGACGCACACACAUUUCCCCUUAAUUUUUGGAGGGGAGAAAGUGUGUCCUAUAGAGCGAAAAAUAUGGUAUUUCUUGAGCUAUAUCCCACACCUGCCUUCUCCUGCAGCUCCACAGCAACCUACCCUCACUCUCCCACCAUCCCUACAUUAUCUAUUGAAUGCAAGUUCCCUGGUGGUGAUUUUUUGUUCAGUAUAGUACCAACUCAGGGGUUUUUUCUUAAAUAACUUAGAAUUCAUAAUUGGUCAGUUUUAAGUUUGGUCUCUGGGGCUAUAUGUGCCCGUUUAGAGUACAAGUGGGGAAGAGAAAUGCAGGAUAUUAAGAGCCUUAAGUGUUGACUGAACCCAGUCAGUUCAGUGGCAAACAGUUUGUGAAACUGAUACCAGAAGCCAUUUGUGAUGGGGCAUAAGGGUCUGAUGUUGAAAGAAAAAGCCAGAAAAUCCUACUAGAUAUGCUCAAACACUUGUAUGUGUCUAAAGUAACUCUUUGAAGUCUAAACAUUAUAAGCAUAAGUAUUGUUGAGGCGGAAGCAGCAGCUAAAACAUUUUAAAUUGCUAAUUUCUUGAGUAAAAUAUUCAAAAAAAAGAAAUUAGGGCUGGAAUCCUGUAGACCUGCAAAUAGGUCCCAUUGAACCUGGGCACUUCCUUCUUAGUAGACACUGUAUAGGAUUGCUCUAUAGGAGCACGGUAUGAGAACCCUAGAAUAGUCAAGCUUUCUUUGUCAUUUAUUGUGACAGGUUAAAUUUAUCAUGUCAUUCUUAAUACAUAAAUCCUUCUUCUCGGGCUUUAAGAAAACAUUUCUGACACAGAUUUUACUGUGCAACUAUAAAGAGUCAGAAAUAUUUCUUUUUAUAAAUAGUUUUGCACUGUCUUUAAUGAAAACUCCGUUUUAUAUUUCUAAAAAUCCUCCUCUUAACAGAAAAUUACAAGUCUGGGAAGUUAAUUUCACCAGUUCCCGUUUGAGCUGUUUAUGAAGGGCAUCAGUGCAACCUAGUGGAGAACCAGGACAUCAGCAUUUGCAUGUCUCAAAUGUUUGUAUUGACAAAUGGGUAGUCUGCUAUUGACAUCUGUGUCCCCUGGCAAUACUUCCAUUCCAGCUUACCCUUGCUGGUCAAAUGCCUUAAUUGUUCUGGCCUUUAAUUCAGUCAAAGUUGGAGCACAAUUGGAAGAGAGAAAAGAAGGAGCAGGUCUAGCAGAGCGUCAAGCUUGAGUUGUGAAACUACUGGCAACGAUCAACCUGUCAUAAUGUUAUGAUUUGUUCAUUUUUAUACCAUUUAUUAGCCUUUACUUGUUGUGCCAUUUGGCCUCCAGGGCAGAUAAAGUGCUGUCUAAUUUGGGAGGUUUGCUUCUGUCAGAGUGGCCUCCACAGAGAAGGUGUUAGCUGCAGUGACAAAUAAUCAAUAGCUGUCGUUGUCAUGAAGAACGUGAGUAGUUGGGCCUUUCAUCUGGAGGAUUAGAGGUCUAAUUGGAUUGAGAAUAGGGAGGGUGGGCUGUUGUAUAACCCUGUCAGCUAUGUGAAGCUGUCAGAUGUCAACCUUAUUCAUACUGAAAAGAAGGUGGAUGGUUGGUCUUUCACAGCUUGCAGAGUGAAGUCAUACAGAAGCUUUUGAAAAUGUAAUAGAUGGGGGAAGUAAAAUAGGUUAAUGUAUGCUUUGACCUCUUUUUUGUUGUUGUUUAAUUAUACGUCCAUGUAGUUAAUGAACCUGUGUAACUUGAAAUGAUACUCUCUUUUUUGGUAGGAAACUCUGCUGUUAACAUAAUACAAAUUCUGGCUGAUUAUUUAUAUCUUAAGUAAAAGCAAUUUUAACUACUCAGAUGGAGGUUAUAUAAAUUUGAAAGUUUUCAACUUGAAAGAUAUUAAAACCAACCAUAAAGGAAGGAGAUGUUUCAGAAAGAACUACGAUAUUUUUGUAAAUAAUAAUUAUUUGAAGAGAUCUCAGCAGUAAUAAUGCAUGCCCAGAACUUCAGUGUGCUCCUAUGAAGCACAUAAAGAAUUCACCUUUGCAUCAUUUUGGUAGUUGAAACAUUUCUUUUUUUUUUUUACCCAUUUGAUAUUAUUUGAAGAAAGAUUUCUUAUGGUUUUCAUGGAGAUAUUCCAUUAAGAAUAUUAAUUCUAUUAAGUCAGGAGAUAUUCCAUUAAGAAAGGUAUAUUUUAAAAAUCAGCUUUUCCGUUUAAAAGGUAUUAAGAAGUCUUCCCUCAAAAUACUUUUUAAAGUUUUAUUUGCCUUUACCAAGUCCAUUUUGUUGAAAAUUAUUGGCUGACAAUAGAUACCUAGUACAGGGUGUGGUACAAUCCUCCUGGAAUAUAGCACUGAAAUUUAAAAACCUAAGUUAGUAAUGUCCACAGGCCAAGGUAGCCAGCAUAUGUCCACAGACACCUUUCCGGGUAAUGUGGCCAGCAUGACUAAACCGCUUCUGACGCGACGGAAGCCAGAGCGCACGGAAACGGCGUUUACCUUCCCGCCACAGCAGUGCAGUAAACAUUUAUCUAACUUGCACUGGUGUGCUUUCGAACUACUAGGUUGGCAGAAGCUGGGACAGAGCUCACCCCAUUACAGGAAUUCGAACCACUGACCUUCCAGUCAGCAAGCCCAAGAGGCUCAGCGGUUUAGACCACAGCGCCACCCGCUCCCUUUUUAAAUAUAUUUCCAUUUAAAGGCAGAUUUUGAAGGUCUUGCCUGUAUGUCAGUUUAAGAACUUUAGAAGCACCAUCUUCAAAAGUUUUCAAGUGGCUCAAAGGAUUUUGCCAUCCCAAAUAAAUAAUUAUUAUGUAUGUACAUGUGCACACAGCUGCCCAAGAUAGUCCCUGGUACUACAGGUGUUGGGAGACCCAAGUUAUGUGCAGAUGAUGAAGGUUCAUGCUCUGGACAUUUCCUUUUGUAUCCAUCUUCUAAGGCGGUGGUUCUCAACCUGUGGGUCCCCAGAUGUUGUUGGACUACAACUCCCAUCAUCCCUGAGCUCUGGUCUUACUAGCUAGGGGUGAUGGGAAUUGUAGUUCAACAACAUCUGGGGACCCACAGGUUGAGAAAGGCUGUUCCAAGGGAAGGAUUAAACACCUUUCUACACCCUCCAUGUCUCUCAUUUGGAGAUGUCUUCCGAAUUUCCACUUGCUUAACAAAGAAAACAUACCAUUGGGAAUUCUGUGCUUAUUGGCAGCAUGUAGCCUUGCCCUGCAUUCAGGGAACCUCCUUAGUUAAUCUAAUUGCAGUAGGUUCCCUACAGAUUCUGUAACCAAUGGACAAUAAUGUUUUAAAGUAAUGACAUCUUAAAACAUUAAUUUUAAGGGCCCUCCUAAUGCAUGAAAAUUAAUGUUAAAGUCUUAUGUCAAUGGCUUAAUUCCCUUGUCCAAAAUAUUAUAUCAAUAAAAAUGAAACCUGCCUGUUUUCUCUACUCCCAUUCAUCUGGGAGUCCUCUAAGCCACCACUGUCACCAAGAGCUGUACUUCUGAAAUAUAGUAUACCACUGUUGAGUCAUUGUCUUGAAAAUUUUUUGAAUCUCCUUCUGAUAUUUAUAGUGCUACCCUGUACCUGUGCAUGUCUGAAAAAUAGAUUAUCUUGUUAGAGACGUUGUGUUUACUUGAAAGGUUUCAGACCCAGUAGUGCUAGAACUACUCCUGUUAUUUCUUUGAUCCUGUUGCAUGCAGUCCUCCUCUUGGAAAUGAAUUCCUCUGACUGUCCCUUAGCUAAAACUGAACUGGCUCUUGGUACUUGAAUAUCGGUAGAAAAACUUUCUGGCUGCAUGCUAAAAUAACACAACUGGGAAAAUAUUUUUAUUAGCUUAUACAGUUUACUAGCUCUGUCAAAACUGUGCAUCUGUCCCAUCAGAAGACAGCUUCUACUUAAGAUAUUUUUGCAACAAACAACUCUUUUGAAUGCACCUAUAAUCCAUAGAUUCCCAUUCUGGAAUCUCCACAAAAUUCUCCAAGCACUACAAAAGUCCUCACCCUUUAAACCCCUCAUAUUGGCUUCACUCCAGAUUCUUUCUUUAAAAGUGGUUUUCCUAGCAGCCAUCUCUACCACACAGAGGGUUUCAGAAUGCAGUGAUCUCUCUGUCAAAGACUUUGUUCCAUUUUCCACAGUGCUUAAGUAAUUUUUCACCCAGACUUAAUCUUUAUCCGCAAGGUCUUCUGUAUGGCUUAAUAAAUGAUCUUACCUUUGCCUCAAACCAUCCCACUCUAUGAAGUGGGCUUGGACAUCAAAGACGAUCUACAUCUCCCACGCUCAGGUCAUUAAACAAACCGCUACUGUUUGUCUCCAUUCACUUCUCUACCAUGAGGAAGAAAGUAUCUAAUUCUUUUCUAUCCACAUGGAUCAAGACUUACAUUGGCACUCCACUUAGUCACUCCAAUACACUUCACAGCACACUCCACUGAAUAAGCUGCUUCUAUCAUGAGAACUGUAGGUCACAUGGGCCACAGAAAAAACAUUCGUAGACUUAUAUGCCUUGGAAGAAGCCACUUUUGGGAAAUGAGUGCUCCAGUAUAUCCUCCUAGUUUACCGCAUAGCUACCUAAAUCACUAAGCUAUAUAUAAGCUAAUUCUUUUGGCAUAGGGACAAGUAUUGUCAGUUCUCCAAAGUGUAUAAAGAUCACUGCUGCUUGGAAAACCUCCAGUAUAUAUGUUGAGCCCAGUGAUACUGAGUGAUAAGCUCAGAAGCAAUUGCCAUAGCCAAAAAUAAGCAACAUGAUGUGUAUUUACUACUGCAACAAAAUGGUAUUGAGUCGUCCCUCUCUUUGGGUCAGCCUUGUAAUAAGUCCACGUAUGAUACUAGCUCGGAAUAAUUCUGAAUCAGAUUUCAGUAGAAGCUACUGUAAGUGUUUAUGUGUAAGUGGAUGUGUGUUUUAUCUUGUGUCUUAAAUUCAUGCAAGAUUAAUUGUUUUUAGAAGCUUCUGCCUGAACUUAUCUAAAAGAGCAAUGGAGGAAACCUACUAAAACCACUACUAACUGCACCUAAAAUGACUUGGAAAUGAAAACAUUUUAUGCGUUAUGUUAGAGAAUUGAACUGAAAGCAGUCAAUUGUUUCCUAUAAAUUUCAGCACAGGCUUUUGAACAACAAGCAGAACAAGGAAAGCUUGCACCAGUUGUGCUCAGUGAUCUCAAAAGUCAAAGGUUCAGUUUAAAGAGGAAAAGUACAUGGAGAAGUGGCCUCUUUCCUCUCAUUUUUACUGUGCUUGUACAUGUACCCUUUCACGGUGCACCACUUGAUAGUUCAGCUUAUUCCUAUGGAAACUAACUGAACAAAGCUAAGGUUUCAGUGGGCAUUUGUAGAAGAAAUGUUGUAACAUUUCAGCCAUAGAGCAGCUAAGCAUGCUGCCUUGCUUUCAGUGAAACCACAGUUGAUCACCAGAAUGGGUUCCAAGUCGCAGAUGUUCUUGGCUGGUUUGCUGCCUAGGUUGCUUUGCCAGACGGACAAACUCUUUAUACUUGGAAAGUGACUAAUAAAAUUGCCUUUCAGCUGAGUUUUCUUUUGUGUGCUGAGAGUUCUGUCUUUGGUGUCCUGGAUGGUGAUGGUGAAGGUGACAUUGCCAAAAGGGUACUUUCCUUAAGAUUUACCGUAGGUCCACUGUUAAGAUGGGUGGUGCUGUUGCCAUCAUUGACUUGAAAAGGAUUAGCCGCACAUGGAAUGCUUUCACUAAGCAGCAAUUUAUGUUAAAGAAGGUGCUUUACAAUUCUACUAGUUAUCUAAUUCAACCACAUUCACUAUUAAAUUGACAUGUGACAUCACUGAUUUAGUUUAUAAGGUCCUAUAUUCUAUCAGCCUUAUAAAAGGCCAUAGUGUUUGUUAUAUCAGUUCUGUCAAGGGAAAAAGCAUUGGCUUCAUAAAAUCCCACAGUAGCAGAGAAGAUGCUGGCAACUUGUCACUCACUUCUAAACAUACUUAGUUUGUAGUGGAUUUAAACAUGCAUGCACCUUCAGUGACCUGCAGUGUGGCUUUUACUAAACUCUAAGCAUAAAGAUGGGCAAAUGAGAUCAUUUUCAGGAACAACCACACCAAUAAUAUGCUAUCAAUAAGUAACUACAGGGUAAGUUUUCAGUUGUAUUCAGAAGUAAGCACCAAUAUCUGCCCCAGAACAGCAGUAUAUGGAUUUGAAAAAUAAUUUAUUUGAAAUAAACUGAUCACCAAAAAUGACCAAACAUUUAUCCUGUAGCAUUUGUUUCUGUGCAUGAAGGGUGAGGGUUGUACUGUACAAAUGAAACCAGAAAACAUUUGUAGUAAUGUGUGACUCUAAGACAACAGUUUUUGGUUAUACAUAUUUUCAAGCAGAUGCCCAUUGAAUUAGAUGGCUUUCCAAUAUGGAAUUUUCAUUGGAAGCACUAUCAUCUCUGUUCACGAAUUCACACAUGACGUGUCAGUGGAAGUCCAUGCGAUACAACAAACGCUUUAGAGUGGCUUUAGUCAGGCCCUGGGGAACAUGAGGACCCUGUUGUAACUGGGGCAGGUUUCCCAGAGGAAUUUGCCUGGAGGAGAAGCUGUCUCAAACUCCAGUUUCAGGGGCUCUGGCUAUCCAGAUUGAUAGUCUGUUUGAGGCUUGAUAUGUUCAUUUAUUUAUUAUUGCAUUCAUACCCCACUUUUCCUCCAAGGAGGUGAAGGUGAUGUAUAUGGUUCCCCCCCCCCUUCCCAUUGACCCUGUUUGUGACUCACCCAGUGUCACCCAUUAAACUUCAUGAACGCAUGGGGAUUUGUAUCCUGGGCUCCCAGGUCCUGCUCCGAUACUCUGAUGAUGAUGAUAAUUAAUAAUAAUUUUAACAAUCAUAAUUAUUUAUACCCUACCCAUCUGGCUGGGUUUCCCCAGCCACUUUGGGAAGCUUCGAAUUGAAUUUUAAAAACAUGAUAAAACAUCAAACACUAAAAACUUCCCUAAACAGGGCUGCCUUUAGAUGUCUUAUAAAAGUCAGGUAGUUGUUUAUUUCCUUGACAUCUGAUGGGAGGGCAUUCCACAGGGCAGGCGCCACUACCGAGAAGGCCCUCUGCCUGGCUCCCUGUAACUUGGCUUCUCGCAAUGAGGGAACCACCAGAGGGCUCUCAGAGCUGGACCUCAGUGUCCGGGAUGGACGAUGGGGUUGGAGACGCUCCUUCGGGUAUACUGGACCAAGGCCAUUUAGGGCUUUAAAGGUCAGCACCAACACUUUGAAUUGUGCUUGGAAACGUACUAGGAGCCAGUGUAGAUCUUCUAUAUUAUAUUAUUAGUGUAGAUAAUGUUUGGAAACCAUAUCUACACUUAGUUACUUAGGCACUGAAUUACUUUGUUAUGUAGGUAAUUCCCAAGAUGUUAUAUCAGACUGAACAAGAACAAUUCAGUCUUCUUUACUAUUCUUCCCAUUAUUGUUAAAAAUAUAAUUAUGUACUAUUUUAUUAAUUCCACUGAGUGUAUUUAAAAAUCAGAAAAUUAAUUUUGUAAUUCCUAUCAUGCUUAUUCAAAAGUUAAACUGAAAUCAGUGGGAAUACUUCCACAUGAAUAUAAAUCUACAAUCCUUUUUUGUUCAAUAUCUAUGGCAACUCACAUUCACCCCCAGAGCAACAUUGACAGUUCUCUAGCUGAAGGGUCACCCUUCCUCACAUAGAUGCCUUUUGACUUGAAGGGUAAAAUAAUUCCAGCCCCCUGCUUAAGAUAAUAUCCUAUUAUAAUCUCCUCACUGCAUGGUUCUCCUUGAAGGAAGAACUGAUAGACAGAUUCGAUUUUUAAUUUCACUUUUUCUCUUUAUAUUAUCCAUCUAUUUAUUUAUCUGUCAUUUUCUUAACAAAAAUAUUCAACAAGAAAACUCUUAUUUCAAAGUAUGGAAACAUUUUGUUUUGAUGAGGCUCCAUAAUUUUGGAAACUUGCGCUAAAAAUAAUAAUAAUAGAAAGCAAAGAACAUCUCUUAAUUUACAUGAUAAUGAAUUUGCAUCUAUCAAGUAAAUGUUUUAUGUUUGGUUUGAUUUUAGUAAUGACAUUAGAAAAGAGUUUCUUUGCUUUAAAAAUAUUUUAAUUAAUUACAGAAUUUAUCAUUUCAUCUUUAAUUCAGAAAAUUGCUUCAUUCUGGGAAUAUUUAUUCAAUUUAUCCAAAUUCCUGUAGCUAGAUUUAAUUUCAAAGCAAGUAUUAUCCCUCUCAAUAGAACAUUUUCAGGAGAACACAUAUAUGGUUAAUAAAUCUAAUUACCACCAGAUGGUUUCCUAGAUUUUAACAUGUGGUAAAGUAUUUAUGGGUAAGGCUUCCCAAUUCAAAUAAUUUCCUCUGGAGUACUUUCUCAAGAUGCAGUAUAUAUUUUGCAAAACCUUCUUCUAUUUUGGGUACUGCUUGGCUGGCACCCCUGCCCGAAGGCUUUCUGCAAGUGUUAUACCUGUGGGGAGAAACACUAGUAGUUGCUUACGUUUCUGUAUUCAUCAAGUCCCUUAAAAGUAUAUCCCAGAGUAAGAUGGUGCUGGAAGCACGUCCUACUAAGUGAUAGUUAACAUUCACUGUGGUUUCUAUGGUUAUGAAUUUUUAUCUGAAUGAAUGAACUCCCCAUCGAUAAGAAAAAUCUUAAGAAAUUACUGAUGUGGGAAAGGUUUAAAACUCUUAUCUCUAGCCAACCAAGUGGCUUAAAAUCCCCCCCGCCACCGUUUUCAAUGGAUGAAAUGUAAACUUUGUGCAAGCCAUUCAACACUCAGGACAAAACUAUAAGAAAGAAUUAGACAGAUAACUUGUUCAAAAACUAACAAUAAUCUAAAAACUGUGUUACUCUAGAUCCUGGCUGAUUAGGAGAAAGUAGUGACAACCUACUACUUUGACUUGGGGUUGCCUGUAGUACAUAUGAAAAGGAUCUAGAGGGUCUUAGUAGACCAUAAGCUGAACAUCAGACAACAGUGUGAUGCAGCAGCAAAAAAAAUCUAAUGUUAUUCUAGGCUUCAUCAACAGAAGUAUAGUGUCCAGAUCAAGGGAAGUAACAGUGCCACUCUGUUCUGCCUUGGUCAGACCACACUUAGAGUACUGUGUCCAAUUCUGGGUGCCAUAAUUUAAGAAGGAUAUUGACAGGCUGGAAUGUGCACAGAGGGCUGCCAAGAUGAUAAAGAGUCUUGAGGCCAAGCCUUGGGGGAAAUGGUUGAGGGAGUUGGGUGUGUUUAGCCUGGAGACAGGCGGGAUGCAGAUGGCUCUGUGGGUUAAACCACUGAGCCUAGGGCUUGCUGAUCAGAAGGUCGGCGGUUCAAAUCCCCGCGACGGGGUGAGCUCCUGUUGCUCUGUCCCAGCUCCUGCCAACCUAGCAGUUCGAACGCACGUCAAAGUGCAAGUAGAUAAAUAGGUACCGCUCUGGCUUGAAGGUAAAUGGCAUUUCCGUGCACUGCUAUGGUUUCACCAGAAGCGGCUUAGUCAUGCUGGCCACAUGACCCGGAAAAACUGUCUGCGGACAAAAAACGGCUCCCUCGGCCAGUAAAGCGAGAUGAGCGCCGCAACCCCAGAGUCAUUCACAACUGGACUUAACUGUCAGCGGUCCUUUACCUUUACCUUUUUAGCCUGGAGACAAGAAGACUGAGAGGAGAUAUAUGAUAGCCAUCUUAAAAUAUCUAAAGUGCUGUCACAUGGAAGAUGGAGCAAGCUUGUUUUCUGCUGUUCCAGAGGGCAGGACUCGAACAAAUGGAUUCAAGUUACAAGGAUGGAGAUCCUGACUAAACAGUAGAAGAACUUUCUAACAAUAAGAACUGUUCGACAGUGGAAUAGACUCCCUCAGUAGCUUGAGGACUCCUUCAUUGGAUGAUUUUAAGGAGAGAUUGGAUGGCCACCUGUCAUGGAUGCUUUUGUUGAUAUUUCUGCAUUGCAGGGAGUUGGACCAGAAUGACCCUCAGGGUAACCUUCCAACUCUACAAUUCUAUGAUUCUAGUCACUUGUCCACAGGACUAUAAACUAUAUAUUGCCAUUACCUCUAAUGAUUGCUUUUCAAAAUUAUUACAUGUUGGUUUCAUAACGCUUUUUAGUCAUUGAAAUUAACUUUAUUCUUCCCCUUCCUCAUUACAUUGCUUAGGGAAAUUAUCGCUUUAUGAAGCUUUUACUUGCUCGUAGAGCAAACUGGAUGAAGAAGGAUUUGGAAGAAAUCACUCCGUUACACUUAGCUACACGGCACAAGAGUCCCAAGUGCUUGGCUUUGUUGCUUAAAUACAUGGCACCAGGAGAAGUAGAUACGCAGGACAAAAACAAGGUAAAAUCAGACUUGUAACUUUUACUGUUGCUGAAACCUCUGGCUCCUCUUAAUGGUCUCUGUGUCAUCUGACCAGAACAAACAUUGGAACUUUCUUUACUGCCAGGGAACUGGUACUUGUGCCCCUCCUCAAAUCAGCUGCACAUGCUAUGAAAGGUAGAGACUUAGCAUUCACUUCCCUGUGGGAUCAGCAUUUCAGUUAGCCAUCAGUUUUCAACUCACUCCAUCAGACUACUGAUUCAGGAUUGUCACUUUGAAUCAACUCCCUUUUUCAUUGCACUAAGUAAUGCAUAGUGGAUAUCGUUUUGUAUCCCACUUUCUCAUGUCAUUGUGUGCUUGGAAUGAAUCCUGAACUCCCCUCUGUGUUUUAUGUACAGCAUACUUGAGAUCAUUUCUGUGCAGUUGGUCACAUCCAGAGACUAAACAGAAGUAAACCCAGGGCCUCUGAUAAACCAGCAUUCCCUCACUUUCAACUGUCCUCAGUCUCCAUAAUUUGUAAAUUGUUCAUUUUACAUGGUUUCUGAAGUUCACAAAAGCAGAAUGUUUAUUUCAUUUUACUGUGCAUCUCUUCUAAUUACCCCCAGCAAACUGCUCUUCACUGGAGUGCCUAUUACAAUAAUCCAGAGCAUGUGAAACUUCUGAUCAAACAUGAUUCUAAUAUUGGAAUCCCAGAUAUUGAAGGCAAAAUUCCACUUCAUUGGGCUGCUAACCACAAGGAUCCAAGUGCAGUUCAUACUGUUAAGUGCAUUUUGGUAAGGAUUUCUUUUCAAAUAAAUACCUAUCUGAUCUGAUGUACCUUUUUUUUAGUGGCAGUUGUAUGUGGGCACCACAAAGAGUGCUUGGAAUCGUUUUAGGGCUCAUAGUCGUAAGGGUUGUCUCUGUCACAAGAGACACUCUAAUGUCCUUUUGAAUGCCUCCCAACUUCACUUAUUAACGUGGAUUCACACUGGUGCUGCUAGAUUUGAGAGAGCCCUGGGCAAGGUGCCUCUUCUUUAAGUCCAUUGCCAUCCCUCCCACCCCAGGUCAAAUUGAAGCCUGGCCAGCAAGCACCUCCCUAACAUAAUUUUGGGUUUAAAUGUCUUGAGUACAUGCAGCUGUAAUGUAACCUCUUAAUUGUAAAACCAUCCUCUCUUAGCUGCUACGAUCUCUUAAUGCUAAUCGCACCUUAUCUACCUGGCACUUUUGCAACUAGGAUGCUGCUCCAACUGAAUCUCUGCUGAACUGGCAAGACUAUGAAGGACGAACUCCCCUUCACUUUGCAGUUGCUGAUGGGAAUGUAGCUGUUGCUGAUCUGUUGACCUCCUAUGAAGGUUGCAAUGUCACCUCUUACGAUAAUUUAUUUCGAACUCCCUUGCACUGGGCAGCUUUACUGGGUAAAUACUGAACGACUAAAUUUCUAAAUUUCUUCUUGGGCAUAUGUAUCAAUUUUUGGGAACUCGAAUUUGCUAAAUUGGAGCUUGAAACAUUGAAGAAGUUUGACUGGUGUGAAAGAGGGGGAAACAGGAACAUAAAGGCUGCUUUAUCCUAACUCUGACUAUUGGUCCAGCUAGCUCAGUAUUGUUGACACACUUUGGCUGGCAGCGGCUCUCCAGUUAUCGGUCUUUCCCAGUUAUAGCUGAACAUACCACGGAUUGAGAUUCAGACCUUCUCCAUGCAAAGCACGGACUGUACCACUGAUCUACAGCCCUCCCCAUAACAUGCAGUGCGACUUGGCUAAGGAGAAUCUUGAGGUUGAUUAAGAUGCACACAGAUACGGUUGCUUGUCAGAUUUGUACGGUUCUAGAUUUAGCAGUCAUACUGCUGAUCUCUCUUUCAGUAGGGGAAAUGAGCAGAUAACAUGUUGUUGAACAGCCCAAAUUUGCCAGCUUUGCUUGGCUUUUUGUAACUUCCUACUUAUUUGUAUCAAUGCUGCAUUUUACAGAGCUCCAUAACUAAAAUAGAUAGGUCCCUGCACUGAUGCACAUGUGCUGGUGGAAAGAGAGAUAACAGCAUUCUCAUAGGAUGAGGGAAGAAAUCUGGAGCACAUAUAGGGAGCUAAGUCAUAUGUAUUCUGCUCUCUCUUUUAGGUCAUGCGCAGAUUGUCCACCUUCUUUUGGAAAGAAACAAGUUUGGGACCAUCCCAUCUGACAGUCAAGGGGCAACACCUUUACACUAUGCAGCCCAGAGUAACUUUGCUGUACGUGAAACAAACAGGUUAUGUUGAAAUAUUGAUUUGUAUUGUGGGAUGCUGGAGCCAGUGGGGUGAUGCAGGCAGGAGCAACGCUUUGUGGGAAAUGGGCUCCUUCACCUCAGUUUUUUCUCCUGCCUGACGCAGCAGAGCGUUCUCCUCGGCUCUCCUGCUUCAGAUAAGCCUCGACCCCCGCUGUUGGAUUUACUUAUUUAUUUUGUUUAUUUUUUCCAUUAAAACCUAGUUUUUCUGCCCCUGGCUUUUGACUGUGGCUGAGGCACUUUUUGGCCACCGCUUGCAGGGUGCAGUCUAGCUUCCCGCGCACCGCCUCCAUUUCUAACUCGGUCACCUCCAUUGCUGGGGUCGCCUAUCUUUAUUUUCUACAAACUUCUUGUAUGACAAUUUCUUCCGUUGUCACCUCAGCAUUGGGUGAAGCAGUUCCUUCCUGCGUGACAUCCCCGCCCUCCCCUCUCCAGCCCUCUCUGAUUGCAUUUCUCUCAAACGGCACAGGAGUGAGUGGCAAGAGACUCUUCUCCCCCUCCCGGUACGUUUUUAACAGCGAUGGAGUGUGUGGCAGGCUACAGCCUGCUGACACCCAUCGCUCAGGUCGGUAGCUCGAUCUGGUGGGGAGAAGAGCUUCUGCCCACUGCCUCCCAGCUGCUUGAGAGAAUGGUCAGAAGAGGCUGGAGGGGAGGGUGGGAUCACGUGAUACCAGUCAUACAAGAGCCAGAAACAAAGAGUAUCUCAGCAAUGGAGGUGACUGAGCAACUGAGUGGUGCGUGGGCUGAGCACCGCCUGCAGUGGUGUUGGGUGCCAGUCACAGGUCAGCCAGGGGCUCCCAGCGAAUGGAAAUAAACAAAAAUAAAAUGGGCAAAUCCAACAGCGGGGUCGAGGCUAUCUGACGCAGCAGAGCGUUCUCCUCGGCUCUCCUGCUUCAGAUAAGCCUCGACCCCGCUGUUGGAUUUACUUAUUUAUUUUGUUUAUUUUUUCCAUUAAAACCUAGUUUUUCUGCCCCUGGCUUUUGACUGUGGCUGAGGCACUUUUUGGCCACCGCUUGCAGGGUGCAGUCUAGCUUCCCACGCACCGCCUCCAUUUCUAACUCGGUCACCUCCAUUGCUGGGGUCGCCUAUCUUUAUUUUCUACAAACUUCUUGUAUGACAAUUUCUUCCGUUGUCACCUCAGCAUUGGGUGAAGCAGUUCCUUCCUGCGUGACAUCCCCGCCCUCCCCUCUCCAGCCCUCUCUGAUUGCAUUUCUCUCAAACGGCACAGGAGUGAGUGGCAAGAGACUCUUCUCCCCCUCCCGGUACGUUUUUAACAGCGAUGGAGUGUGUGGCUUGGCAGUAGUAUACCACAAUCUUCCAGUUUGCUGCUGUUGCAACUGAGAACAUGGCGGUUGAGUUCAUCCACUCCCUGCGCAGCAGCUUAUUUAAACAGCCUGAAUAGUUUUAGCCCUUUAAGGGACAGCUGCAUUGCUUCUGCCAUUCCUCUCCUGGUUCAUGGAGUUGACAAACAGAGAGGGAUUGUGAGCCUAUUGUUCCUCCUCCUAAUUAACCGGGUGGCAACAGAAUGUAUUGAGUUUUCCUUUCCCUCUGUGUGUGCCUAUCUCUUUCAGUUAGAUACGGAAAUGGAGGACGAUUGGAGUGAGGGUUCAACCCAUGAGGAACCCAUAUCUGUGAGGCUAUUUCAAGAGGCCAGCGCCUCUAUUCUGAAGCGCAAAAUAAUGCAUGCUCUUGAGUUAACUUCUCAAUCAGAUAAAGCUACAUUUUCUAAGCCAGAGAGUGAUGUGUCUUUGUUAACUGACAGUCACUCCUCUUCCAAUUUUAUGCUAGCUCCUUCUAUUUUGAAGGCUGUAACCAAGGCUGAGCUUGACGCUCCUAUGCGUUCUAAAAAGAAUACUAUCUUGGCAAACAAGUUAUAUUCCUUAGUAUUUGGCUUAUAUUAAAACCCCGUACUAAAUCUUUCCUCUCGGAAUCUGGUUCCCCAUAAGGGGGACGCCCCACUCCGUGACAUCACAGACAAAAGACUUGAGUGGUAGUGACUUGUUAUGGUAUGUCUCACCCCAUUGGUUCCAGCAUCCCACAAUACAAAUAGAACAGUUGGUCUUACCUGGUGGAGAUUUGGGAGUGGGAUGCUGGAACCAAUGGGCCCCAUCCUGGGGUGCUUCACACUGCACUGAUGGAGGUUUAUGGCUUGUCAGUUCUUUAUUUUCCUUACUCACAGAUACCUAACACUGUUUCUUUCGCUUCAUUGAGCCGAGAGAGAGAGGGAAAUAGGCAGGGAAUUUUAUUCUUUCAGGACUUGGUCGAUACUUGCUGCUUGGUGAAUCCGAAAAGGUGAGGGGAACAAGCCUGUUUUCCGCAAAGCUUUGCUCCUGCCCGCAUCACCCCAUUGGCUCCAGCAUCCCACUGCCAAAUCUCCACUUCAGGUAGCACCAAUUGUUCUUUUUCAAGUCCUGUCAUUAAUUGGCCUGACUUCUGGUGAAAACACUUAUACUAAGGUGUGUUGGCAAUGGAUAAAAGAACAUUGUUAAGAAAAUGGAGAUUUGGGUGAUGUUUAUAUUCUUAUGGUGUGCACACACUUCUUUUAUCGCAUUGUUAUCUUUGAUCAAACAAUCUUUGCCAUGUUUUUGAAACAAUAUGGAAACCUGUUUUCCUUAGGCAAAGUGGAAUAAAUGUUUACAACAAAAGAUAGCAACUCUGCUUUCCAGGUGCUAACUUUUUGAAAUAAAAAGCUAUUGUCGAAUUCCAACUAAGCCAACUAAUUACAGUUGCUCAGAGCAGACCCACUGAAAUGAAUGAACCCAAGUCCGUUAAGUUUCCCGCCAGGGCACUGCCCCACCCCUCCCCACAGGAUUCUGCCGCCUGAGGCAGGCUGCUUCCCUCUGUCUUAAGGGCAGGCUGGCCCUGGAUUGGGAGCAACUGAGGAAUAAAUAUACAUCAUGAAAUAUAUCAUGUUUUGGUAUCCACCCUAAAACUGUCAAGGUCUGAUUAAGAAAAGGAUCAACCAUCUGGUAUUGCUGAGAGCCUGAGGGGCAAAAUGCAUUUUCUCAUGAAGAAGAGUAGGUCUUUUACUCCAUGAUUAAAGAGAAGGUUUGGUGUAUCGGAUACGGUGUGGGAAGCAUGAAACUCUGGCUCAGCUUAAAUAACGCUUUUUACCUUUUUGAUUAAGGGCUUGUAUAGCCUUAACAGUUUGUUCUGUUGCCUUUUGGCAGGGAAGGAAGACAGCAGUAUUGUGAACAUAUGUCAAAAGCCAAGAAGUUUGUAUGCACAUCUACUUUGUUGUGCCAGGGAAGUAAUAUCUAGGACAGGACUUGGUCUUUGAAAAGAGAGAGAGAAUGAGAGAGAUAAGAGAAGGGAGAGAAGUUUAUUUGCAUCUUCUCCCAUCAAGGUGUAGCUUACCAGGGGUGCAGUCCAACUGUCUUUCAGUAAAACAUGAUGACUUCAUUGCAUAUUAACAAGUAAGGGUUUGUUGCAUGCCAUACAGUGCAACAAAAUGAAACAUCUCGGAAUCUGUUCACACAAUAUUUUACUUGUACAUGUGAACAGUCCUGACCAUUCUCGGGCAUGUGUCCUACAGACAAACAUAAAUGUGUACAAGGUGAUUAUGGAGAUGGCUGGCAGCAGUUCCCAUCACAUGGUUUAUGUGGCACAUUUGUCCAUCUAAGUUAUAGCUGAGGAUGCUUUUUCAUGUACAGAACAAUAUUGUGCGAACCAGUCCUCAGAGAGCUUUAAAAAUAAAGUUUGAGGAACUUGUGAAAAUAUCUAAAUUCAAAAAACAGAACGAAGUACUAAUGCUGCUGUAGAUACAUUUGUCAUCAUGGAGGCUGUAUUAUACACUUGUAUGAAUUUUGUGUUGUACUCAGCAGUGAAGUACAAUAAUGGAAGCCUAACAAAUUAUUUAAAAGGCUUGGUAGUCUUUUUAAAAAUUAAGAAAGAGAGGCUAAUUUGACUGAAAUCCACAACCCACUUUUUCACUUUAUUAGGAAUACUAAACAAUUAGGGUUGUUGUUGUUUUUUAAAAAAAGGAGUGAAGCCUAAUAGGCUUAAAUAGUGUUGAGGACUCAGAAUCCCCCAAUGCUGUUUUAAUGGCAAUAUUUCCAACCUGUUGUGAAACUUGUGAUGUUUCCUUGAAAGGAAGAAUGAAGUUUUCUUGCUUAAGCAAAAAAUCUUUGCUAUGAUGUGACAAUAGUUUGAUUUGUGAACCCUAGAGCCAUAUAUUAUUUUCAAUUCAAUACCAUCCUUAUUCAGAGACGAUUUGUGGUCUAGGAAACCGUGGAAGCAUUUUUGAAGCAUCCUUCUGUGAAAGAUGAUUCAGAUCUUGAGGGAAGAACAUCUUUUAUGUGGGCUGCUGGGAAAGGCAGCAACGAUGUCAUCCAGACAAUGCUGAAUUUAAAAUUGGACAUUGAUAUCAACAUGGCAGACAAAUAUGGUGGCACAGGUAAGAAAACUAACAUACUUUUGAAGUUCUUAUAAACUUGGUAGGUGCACUACUGUUUUGAACACUCAUGUAUGCAAUAUGAAUUCUAGAUUCUCUAAGGAUGCAUUGUACAAGUAUUGUACAAUGAGCAAAAGAUUGUAUUGAGCAAAAUAGGAUGGAUUGUAGAUUAAUCAAAAGGGAGAAUAGUUGCUGUAGGUUAAUGCUAGAAUCCCUCCCCCAACCCCCAUCCAAGAGGGACUAUUAUGUCUUGAACAGCAGUUUCCCUCCAAGCUGCAUGGCAAAACUGUUUUGGAAACUGAUAGAAGUUUCAAAUGCAGUCCAUUUUCCUAAUGGCACUGAGGAGGUGGGGAACGAUUUUUGCGUUCAAGCCUUUGGACACAGCUAAGGCAGCUCUUCAGAACCUGGUCUGAAAAUUCAAAAAAUGUGACGAUAAAUGGAGAUAAAGUUUACUAACUAAACUAUGACUGGUUGAUAUACAGAAUCAUUGGAUAUACAACAUGAACAUGGCCAUAAACCUUUGGAUGGCCAUAAAUCUUUUUUAUAGAAUAAGUAUAAUAUAGCUAUGAUUAAUGAUUAAAGGAAUGUUAAACAUGAUGGUGAUAUUAGGGAUGAAACUUUCUGAAUCAAAGAAUGCCCCCAGACCAUGGGCUUGCUCCAGAGGAACUGCCGUACCAUCUAGAGCAGGAUGCACACCAAAUUCCUGGACACAGACACUGCUGACCAAUAAUGCUACCCUCUUUUCAGGAUUGAGCUUCAGUUUGUUGGUCAUUAGUACUGCCUCCAGAAAGCAAUUUAGAAUUGAUACCACUUCAUCUGGUUCAGAUAGAAUAGAAAAGUAGAGCUGGGUGUCACCUGCAUUUUGAUGGCACCAGGUUCCAAAUCUCUAGCUGUCCAAAUCCAGUGGCUUCACACAGAACAUUAUCAGAUGCUUGUAUUUGACAUCUCACUAGAACCUGCACUAUGUGUAGUGUCAAAAUCGUGUCUUAUCCUCCAAAUGCCUUGCAAAUUUGUCACAGCAGGCAUCAGGUUUGUGAUAGCUCCUAGCUGUGACUCAAAAGUCAGCAGCUCCCUCAAAAUUCUUGAAAGCUCUGCUGACCUGCUGAGGAGUAAUGGGAUAUUCUUAUGACAUUUGGAACCCAAGUGUCAGUUGGUUAGGAGAGAGAGAGAGAGAGAGAGAGAGAGAGAGAGAGUUUUGUUUCAGUUAGUGUAUUUGUUAUAUGUAUAUUUGUAUUUGUAUGUUUGCUGAGUGAGGCAAGUAUGACAAUGUAAGGCAAUUGUAUCUGCAUACUUUAUUGAACAGAUAAUUUCCUAUGCUUAUGUAUUUAGUUAUUCUUGAAAACUCAAUAAAAAAAAAUUUAAGCUGCUGGAUAGUUGCUCAAUGACACAAUAUUGGUAGCAAAGUGAGCCACCUUUGCUGCCAUCACUGUCACAUGGUAGAUUCAAUUAUGUUCUCUUUUCUGUGUUUGGUCGGUCUUGGUGUGAGUCUUGCACUCUGUCAUCCAACUGCUUCGUAGUUCAAAGUUCCACAGAAAACCACUGAACUUUGGACUUCUCACCACUGGAGAGGGUGCCCUGUCAUGGCUCUUUCCAUCUCACCAUUCUAGUGAGACCAUAGCUUCAACAAGAGCACCAGCAAUGUUUGGGGAGUGGCAAGCCGCAGGUGCAGCAGUUCUGCACUCCUAGCCAACCCUUGCUGUUAAAAUUAGACACACUCUCUCUCUCGGGGAAGUUUUACUGUUUAACCACACAGAAUUUCCAUAAUCAUGUCUCAUUUGGCGAUUUUAAAUUUGGAAGAAGUUGGGCUAAAGUAUAUAUUAUCCAUCUGCACAUGUUUCCAAAAGGGUCUGUGAUACGGAUGCUAAGAAAUUUGCUUAGUUGAACCCAGAUCUACCAUUGCAUUUGAGUCCAUUCAAUUCAAGUUUUAAUAGAAUUGCAAGACAUUUGUUAUUGUCUAGCAAAAUGAUACCAAGGGAAAAGAAUGUCGAUUAGUAUCGUAGGAGCAGCACAGGGGCAGCUUUAUAACUUUGCCGUCACUAUAUACAAUGGAGAGGGAUCUAAGUGUUGGUGGGACAAAGGUUUCAUUGUGACCAGCUGGCUGAAGAAUCUCUUCAGUCACUGUGACUCCCUUCAAGAAAAAUGAGCUUACUAGGAAAUACUGAACAGAGGCUUGGAAGCAAGUUGCCUGCGUCAGAAUGAAUGAUGGAGGGGGAGAAACCAGGCCUUGCUGACAUAGCUGCUCCUUUAUUUAAAUGUAUUGUUGCAAACAUCUCAUGCAUCAACCAGUUGAGUAGUUUACUGCCUUGUGCUCCACAAGUGUAGUGCUGAAAAACAGGAUCUGGAAUGUACAGUAGGGUCAGACCAUGCAGCCAAGUUCUUGCAGCAGGUGGCAUUUUUGCCAGACUUCUUUUUUCCUAAACAGCCAGUAACCCGAUUAGAUUCUUUUCACCAACGUAGCUUAAACUGUUUCAUCAGCUAGUGCAAUUUAUUUAGUGAUAGUAUUAAGAACACAUAAGCUGUAUGCAUAGGUUAGAAAAUAAGGGAAGAUGAGUGUAAAUUCCCCUUCUUGCCAUAGUGUUUAAGUUUUGUUACAUUCACAAUGCUAACUGCUCUCCUCUAAUUUUUACAUGCCCUGUUUUUUGUCCAUCUUUCAGCAUUACAUGCUGCUGCCCUUUCUGGCCAUGUCAGCACCGUGCAAUUGCUGCUAAAACACGAUGCCCAGGUAGAUGCUGCUGACGUCAUGAAGCACACUCCCCUAUUCCGUGCCUGUGAGAUGGGACAUAAAGAAGUGAUACAGACUCUCAUUAAAGGUCAGCUGUGACACAUUUAUAGACUUGUUCAUAGAAACACUGCUGUCUUCAGUUUUUGAAAUGAAAUAAACAGCAAUGACAGACAAGAAGAAAGUGAAUCCCCAGUUGGCACAGGAAGAGAGUUGAAAGAAGGUAUUUAUCAUGCAUCUACAUUGAAAGAUCAGGGCAGAAAAUUAGAUCUUCCACCAAAAUACUUCCUAAAGCUACAUUUGAGGUAAAUUUGGAUUAUGCUGAUCCUUUAGAUUGAUAACAUUAGAUUAAUGUGGAAGAAGUUGCCUCUGAGUUUGUCAUUGGCUGUUUGAACAGUAUUUAUAUGUCAUGUUUUAAAACUAACUGAGAGGGACAGUUUGUCAUUGAGCCUAAACUUCACAUUUGACACAAAGCUAGUUUUGCAAUUUGUUUCUGAAAAACUCCCUCUCUCCAUUAACUCCCAUAAAUAAUACUGGAAUUGGCUUCCAGCCAGGCAUUUUUGGUUAGGCAAUCUUUAAUUCUAAAACUUUUUCUGGUCUUUGCCUAAUGGGGCACAAAUAUGCAAAUCUUCUGUCAUUGUGUUAGGUGUAGUGUUGCCUUUCUGGAGCCAACAGGCAAAGCUCUGUAUACUCUACUAAAAGAAUUUGACAGUCAUAUACAAUCAAAAUUCUUCACCAAGAAAAACUGAAUUUUAUAUAAAUCAAGGAAAUAUGGAUAGUUUAGCUUAUUUUGUAGUUGUUACUAUUUACCUAGUUUAUAUUGAUUUUUCUAAUCAUGGAGAAGAAGAGGAGCUAUGAAGCCGCAACCUCUGGAAAUCUCAUUCAGCUACUCCGCUGCCUCUGAAAUUUCAGCAGGUAUUGCCCAUAUACUUUCAAGAAUAGCUUCCAAGCCCAUGUAGGUUAGAAGCAUGUCUGUGUUUUAAUUAAGACCAGUGUUUUCAGGAAGCUGAAUUCUGUGGCUAGUUCUGUCUUUUGUGUUGCUGUGGAAUUGUGGCACUCCUUUUUAGACUGUUUCUUGUGUUUUGUAUGGUUUUAUAAGCUGCUGCUAGAAUCAGGCGUCAUACAGCGCUGGAUAAUAAAAAAAUCUAUUAUUGUUGCAGGAGGAGCAAGAGUUGAUUUGGUUGACCAAGAUGGCCACUCUCCCUUGCACUGGGCAGCUCUGGGAGGAAACCCUGAUGUUUGCCAGAUAUUGAUAGAAAAUAAAAUAAAUCCAAAUGUACAGGAUUAUGCAGGUAGAACUCCAUUGCAGUGUGCUGCCUACGGAGGCUACAUUAAUUGCAUGGUGGUGCUGUUGGAGAAUAACGCAGAUCCAAAUAUUCAAGAUAAUGAGGUACAUGUCUCCUUUUUUGUGCCUUUGUAAUAUGAGAUCAAAACAGUGCUGUUGAAUCUUGCUUUUCCCACCACUGUUAGAGAUAACUUCUCUUUGCGUUGUUACCAAAAUGUGAAUAUGACCAAAGAUGGCGUCUCCUUGGGGAUCCCUGUCCCCAUCUCAUACUGUGACAUUGCAUGAUGGACUUGCCACGUGAACUGAGGCAACCCCCUAGGGAAUUUUCCUAGCCGCCACCACCACCACCAGUGACUUGGGAUGCGAAUGAUAGGGAUGCCUCACAUUACGUGCAAAUGGUAGUGGAAAACGCAAAUGGAAUGAGUGCCAUACAGUGACCAGGGGCAGUUUCAUUUAAUUGUGCCAAUAAUUUCCCCUAGUUGCUGCAGCCACAAUAUAGGCAGGGCUGGCCCACCCAUGAGGCAGGCCGAGGCAGCCAUCUCAGGCAGCGGAAGCCCAAGAGGCAACAACCCCCCCACCAUUGGCACCCUACCCACCCCACUGGCAGAGAAGUGGCAGCAGUGGUGGUUUCUGGUGAGAUCAUGUGCACUCCAUGAAAUCUCAUGAGAUCUCACCUGAACCUGCCAUCGUUGCACUGCCUUUAAUAAUAAGUAGGAGAAGGACUUGUGGAUUUUUAAAAACAAUUUAGACGAGUUAAGAAUUAUAUUCAGUUUUUAAUUAGGUACAUAUUUUAAUUUUAAAGACAGCAUCUGAUGAAGAGCAUCUGAACUCAGCACACCAGGAUCUGAUGGUUAUGGCUACAAGAUCAUUGAUACCCACUUGCACAUAAUUCAGUUUGCAAUUAGUAUAAUCCUUUGAAAUUAGCACCAGCAGUUCUCAUUGUCUGUUGGGAGAGAGACCGGGAAAAUGUGUUCUUUUAAUCCUCCCCAGCUUCUCAGCCGCUUUUGAUACCCUCAACCAUGGUAUUCUUCUGGAGUGGUUGUCCAGGUUGUCCAUUUUGUGAUGGACAGGCGGCUGGCCUGGUUUUAUAUAUAUUCAAAAUAUUGUGAUUUGAAUUUUGCUAUAGCGCUGACAUACCAACAGAUCAUUUUUAUAUUUGCACUGAAGUUUCAGAAUAUAAAGCAAUUAUUUUACAUACUUUUCAUCUGCCCUACUGAUUAUAGGGAAGGACAGCAUUACAUUGGUUGUGCAACAAUGGUUACCUUGAUGCUAUAAAGUUGUUGCUGGGAUUUGGUGCUUUUCCUAACCAUAUGGAGAACAACGAAGAAAGGUAUUGAAUAAUUUGUCUACUAUCUUUAUGUUCCAUCUUCUUGUUUGUUUAAUGCAAAGUGGUAUAGCAUUGCAGAUUAGGAAGCCACUGGUUUGAAUUUUGUCCCUCAUGAUUUUUAAAAAUGUUUCCUCUUCCAUUGGAGAAGAGAAUUCAGUUGGAGAAUCAAUGGGAGAUAAAAUGGAGGGAGGUACUUGGAUAGGAGUGAGUCUCAACUUUUCUCCAAUUUGGGGGUCUAUUGGGGGACCAGAAUUGCCUUGAGUCCUUCAGAUCCUUGCUGUUUCCCUGAUAAGGGAUGGGUUUUUAGGUGAGAACUAUAUUUACACAAAUUAUGUAAAGCAUCCCAAUAUGACAAUUCACAGCCUGAUUCUUAGAUUUUAAAGUCACAUUAUGCAAGUUGAGAUUCCAUGAGUAACCUUUCAUAUGCAAAAUACUCUCCUGAAAGCAAUGUGAUUAAUGAUAAAAAGAGAGCUAAGCAGACCUGUACUGUGAUAAAAUUAAUUGACCACAUUUUAGAUUGGAACUUUAAAAAUUAUUAAUUGAACUGGUUAGCUGUAAUAAAUGUUUAUAGAUGUUGUUUUUCAGAAGAGGCCAUUCCAAGACUCAUCUUGGAUCUUGACAUUCAAAUCUCUGUGCUCUCUUCUUUGUCUUAUAAUUUCUAUUGACAUUUCAGUUUGAGACACUCUAAUCUGACUAUCAGCCAAUCACCAUGUGGCAAGUCUAAUUUGGUUGGCUUUGUCUCUUUUCUUCUGUAUUUUCCUGUAUUGUGUCCUUCCUGGUUACCAUCAGGAAGAACUUUAAUUUGACCAUCUUGUGCACUGACACUAACGGUUCAAAUUGAUGUAUCAUGUAUGGAUUGGUUUUGUCUGUAGCAGGUAACUUUAAGCUUGUAGACACCUUUGCCUUGCAUGACUGUUUGUAUAAAUCUAUGGAAUGGGUACUGGCUAUUGUCAAGACAAGUGGACUUGCGCAGAAUGUGUGCAGGAAACAGCUUUUAUUGAGUAAGCUUUAAAAUAAAUGUAAAUGUAUAUAAAUAUUACAUAUAUAUUCAGCCCAGCAGGAAAAUGCUUUUGUUGAAGACCCCAGUCAUUCCACACACACACACACACACACACACACACACACACACACCAGUUUGCAAAAAAAAACAACCCAACCCAUUCCAUAGCCAAUGAAUCCUCAUUGGGCCGUUAGUUUGUUUUCUAAGUGUGCAAUUUAACAGCCAAAUAACACAAGUUCUUAUCCCAAACUACUGUUUACACAGAAGGCAAUAAACAGUUCAAGUUAACCAGAAUGUUUUAUAAUGUGAGGGAAGUCCUCUGUUUUCAUUUUUAUCCCUGUACGUGAAAAAGCUGUUACAUUCAGUUCUAAAGGAGUCUUGUGCUUUCAGACCUUGAGUCAAUUUUAUGUUAUUAUUUUAUUUUUCCAUUUGUCAAAGAAGAUUCCUGAAUUGCACAGGUUUGGACUAGAUGAUUCUUGGUCCCUUCCAACUAUACAAUUCUGUUAAUCUAAUUUCUUCCAGUAUCUUGUUAUUAUUAUAAGGCUGGCUGCUAGUAGAAGAGAAUUCAUUAAAGGUUUAAACUGUAAUUUAAUGCUGUCGCCAUGAAAAAGAUUGAGGGAAGCCAGCUGGAUAUUUAGAUACAUUUUGUCCAGUAAGUGCUUUUAAUUGGACAAAUACUUCCUCCCGGAACUGAGCCCCUUUUCCACGUGUCCACUACAUGUGUUGAUUAGAGCCUAACAUUUCACACCCUCUCCAACAUUUUAGUGAGGAGGAGGGGCUAAUAUGGGCUACCCAUACCAGUGUGAGAUGCCAUUUUUGCAUUAUUUCAAGUACUGCCCCUCUCAUCAAGGCCAGGACUGAUUUCACAGAAAAUUUCCUCCACAUGGAGGUCCACAUCUCCUCAUUGAUAGUCAUCUGUCCAUCACCUUCCCACAUCCACCUUAAACCAUCUGCUGCAACCAUGUCUAUUUGAAACACUAAGCUACUUUUCAGGGCUUACAUGACCCAUGCUUUCUCAACCACAAUACUUCUCCUGCAGUACAAAUGGUGGAUUUUAUUUGCAUUUGUAAAGCAAUUGUAUUUUAAUGUUUACAUACUUCAGGAAAAAACACAAGAUUUUUUUUUCAAGAAAAAGAGCCUGCUACAACCUUUUGCUUUUCGAUGGACACGCUACUUGCACAUUACAUAAAAAUCCUGGAUUUCUAAAGUGUUUUCUCUUGGCAAUAUUCUCAUCUCCAUAAGAAAAGCAGUAAUAAGUUCAAAAUUAGCCAUGAAAUCCUUUCAAAAUGAGCCAGUCUUUCUCCAUUAUCUGAAUCCAGAGAAAUCUCUAGAGAGACAUGCACCAAAACAGACCCCAAAACGGCUUCCCUAUCAAUCAGGAAGUACCUUCUUUGUUGUCUGGAGAAGGGACUUCCUGGAUCAUGUGGCUUUGGGGUCUUCCCUUGGGCUGACAUCUCUCAAUUACUCUUUAGCACUCAUCGGUUACACUCUGACUUUUCUCAUUGGCUGAAAACAAUGAAAGGCAGGAGCAGGCUCUUACUCACAAUGCAGUCGCUUUGAAUGGUGCCUGGGCAUUUUGCCGCAUAACUUUGAUUCUAUAAAGGCUGCAGAUAUUCUUUUAAAAAGCAAAGCUCAGAGUCCACAGUCCCUCUUGACUCUGGGCCUGGUACACAAGUACACCCUCAGGAUUACACCAACACUGUAAUCGUUUUAGGCUGCAAUAACUGGAAACCGUUCAAGCAGCUGUACAAAAUGGAGCUAAGGAAAUAUCCUGUUUUUCUUCUGAAUUCCGUUAGGAGUCCAGAUUCAAGUGGAUGAUAGUGAUCUUAUCCUUAAGGUGCAGGUCACAACAGGGUGCUGAGGGUUCCAACUGAUCAUUUAGGAUCCUUAUGAAGAAGAUUCCUUGUCAGUUGAAAAGAUUCCUUGGUUAGCACUUCCUGAGUACUGUGACGGCAGACAAAUGAUUUGAUUAAUAAAAGCUUCUUGUAUCGAUUGGAAUCAUUUUAUCUACUUCUUCGGAGCAACCGAGUCAGAUGAGUGGGAUACAAAUAACAAAAAUAUUAUUAUUAUUAUAAAUGCCUACUUUUAAAUCACAGCUGCUCUUGAAUUUCUCACCUCUUCUUCUCAAAGUUUCAAGCAUUUGGGCAUUUCACAGCACAAUCCAAUACAUGUCUAUUCAGAAAUAUGUCCCAUUGACUUCAAUGUGACUUACUCUGAAGUAAGUGUAUUAGACUGAAACCUCUGCAUUCACACCCUUCUUUUAUAUCUGCUGCUGUAGAAUAAAAUGAUACUAUUCUGUCCAUUUGGAGAAAGCUAGCCUUGAAAGCAGGCUGUGAAAGCUGGAAGCUAGUGAAGAUGUAAUGGCUCUUGAUUAUUAAAUUGCACCUGCACUGAUUUCUAAUGUUGUCCUGUGGGUGCUGCUAACUGGCUGUGGGAAAAUACGACAUGGGGACAGUUUAGGCCAUUGGGGAGUGUUUAUGCUGCCAUUUAAUGAUGGACCACAUGGUCUGAAGAUGUAGUGGCCAAUGGUUCCAACAGCUGCUACAGCUGAGGGUAGCUAGAAGCCCCUUUCCAGCCUGUGCCCCAAAUACAUGGCAAGGAGAGCCUGAUCCCACCUGCCCAGACACCCCUGCUGCACCACUGUCAAUUUAUCUGCCAGAGAAAACAAGGAAAUUGCAACACCAGUUGCCCUCAUUCCUUGUUUUGUCAGCGAAUCAUUUCCCCUGCUCUUCCCCUCACAAGUGCAAGCAACAUCAGAUCAGCAUAAUUAAUCAUAUAAUACUACAAUAUUCCAAAUCCAGCAAAGCAGUGGGGCUGAUGUACUGUUUGAGAAAGUGUUUUUUGUUUCGUUAAUUACAAUGUUUCCUUGUUCUGUGGUUCAAAUAUGCACUAAUGUUUUAUUACUUUUAGGUACACGCCACUCGAUUACGCCUUGCUGGGAGCUCAUCAUGAAGUAAUUCAGUUCAUGUUGGAGCACAGUGCGCUAUCCAUAGCUGCCAUACAGGACAUUGCAGCUGUAAAAAUCCAGGCCGUCUAUAAAGGAUACAAAGUUAGGAAAGCUUUCCAAGAUAGGAAAAAUCUUUUAAUGAAGCACGAACAGCUGAGGAAGGAUGCCGCUGCCAAGUAAGUGGCGCACAUGUGCAAAAAACCCCAACAAAUAACCUCUUUAAAAUGAAGUCAUCCCUGAAUACCAUUGUACAGAAAAUCUGCUAUUUCUGCUGUUGCUUUUUCCUGUAGGUUUUCUCCCUUUGGCUCUGGAUUCAUUACUUUAAAACAGGGGUCAGCAAACCUUUUCAGCAGGGGUCCGGUCCCCCGUCCCUCAGACCUUGGGGGGGCGGACUAUAUUUUGGGGGGGAAAUGAUGAACGAUUUCCUAUCCCCCACAAAUAACCCAGAGAUGCAUUUUAAAUAAAAGGGCACAUUCUACUCAGGUAAAAACAUGCUGAUUCCUGGACCGUCCGUGGGCCAGAUUUAGAAGGCGAUUGGGCCGGAUCCGGCCCCCGGGUCUUAGUUUCCCUACCCAUGCUUUAAAAGGAUAGGCAUAAGGAGGAGACAAGAAGAAGCAAGUUAAAAGCUACAGCAGCAAAUAAUGAGAUGGUUUUAAAGGAAUGCCUCUGUAGAAUUAGUGGAAUAGAAUACUAGGAGUGCCAGAAAGCUUUAGGAAUGGAGAAUGAAAUAAUAUUAACAAACUAAUAAAUAACAUCAACUCCACCUAUUGAUAUAAACUUUUGAAAUAACUGCACCUAUGUUACUUACACAUUUUAUUAAUUUUAAUAAUACCGUAUAUACUCAAGUAUAAGCCGACCUGAAUAUAAACUGAGGCACCUAAUUUUGCCACAAAAAACUGGGAAAACUUAUUGACUUGAGUAUAAGCCGGUUCACCACACCACAAACCUGGUGGUGGCAGCGGCAGUGGCAGCAGCGGCAGAGGAAGAACAAGCAGCCCCAAAGGGUGCUUUCAGGCUGUUCGUUCAUCCUCCUCCGCCGACAGGGGCAGAGGCGGCAGCAGAGGGACAAGUGGCAAGAAAGGAGCCUUUUCAGGCUGCUCGUUCCUCUGCCGCCGCCACUGACAGCCCGAAAGGGCUCCUUUCUCACCGCUCGUCCCUCCGCCACCGCCCACCUCACUCACGUAUAAGCUGAGGGGGGCUUUUUCAGCAGAAAAAAUAUGCUGAAAAAGUCGGCUUACACUUGAGUAUAUACGGUAAGUAUUUUUACUCAUUGUUAGCCUUCACUCUGACUUAAGGUUGUUUUGUUUUCUGUAAUAUUGGAUUGUGGACAUUAGGCAUAUUCCCACAUUUUCUUUUGCCACGAGGUGACUUUGAACCAGUGGAGAUCCACACAAAUAGAUCCAUCUUUAUGUUUUGGCUUCCCUAGCACCAAUGUACUAGGCAAGGACAGCAACAAUAAAGGAACGUUUGCUGGGAAUAAUGCAUCUGAAUUCAGUGAAGCUGUUGAGUUAGAAUUAUUUAACAGAUCUUGAUACUGUUGUAUUGUGACUCACUAGACACUAGGAGUGACCCAAUACAGAAACUAUUUUUUCCACUUUGGAUAUUUACAGUAGCCUUCCAUGAGUUUCAGGGUUCAGGUCUGAAGCAGAGAGGCAGAGAUUCUCCACACAGUUUAGAACUUUGCACAGUCAGGCUUCUGACUCAUCCAGCGCACCUUCAUGGGUACAGGAGGCUCUCCAGACCUUUGCCCUGAAGCCUGUGGGCAUGUAAAUUAGGUAAUGAUCAGGGAAACACAAUAGGCAAUAUUCUCCCGCUCAUCCUUCCAUAGUUACACAUGAGCAAACAGAAGGCCCAAAUAGGGCUAUAAUCGUGUUCCAGUUUAGCAGCAGGGGCCUCUAGCCCUGGGAAUGCAUCACGCCCAGUCUGAUUGGGUAUCUUAUUUAUUGAUGACCUGCACAGUAAUGUGACGUACCUACUACAGUAGUACCUCAGGUUACAUACGCUUCAGCUUACAGACGCUUCAGGUUACAGACUCUGCUAACCCAGAAAUAGUACCUCGGGUUAAGAACUUUGCUUCAGGAUGAGAACAGAAAUUGUGCUCCGGCGGUGCAGCAGCAGCGGGAGGCCCCAUUAGCUAAAGUGGUGCUUCAGGUUAAGAACAGUUUCGGGUUAAGAAAGGACCUCCGGAAUGAAUUAAGUACUUAACCUGAGGUACCACUGUACAGCUAUUUCUUGCAUCGGGCCUACUUGAUCGUUCCUCCACACAAACCAGGCGAUGAUUGCUUGGUUGUGUGUACAUAUGUACAUGAGGGUGGGGGUAUGGAGAGAGAGAGAGAGAGAGUGUGUUUUUGUGUGUGUGUGUGUGUGUGUGAGAGAGAGAGAGAGAGAGAGAGAGAGAGAGAAUAUAUCACAAACACACCUCAACUGAGGCUACUGUUUUCCUAUUUCAUGCUUCUGUUAAAGAGGCUCUAGCUCACAAAAGCUUGUAGCAAAAUACUAAUUAUUUGUGGUCUUUAAGAAGCCACGUGGCUCUUCGUUGUGUUGAAUUGCUCUGUUAGCCAGCCUGCCAGAUGGACUUUGGAGUGACAAGGCUAAGGCUUCUACUGCAGCUGAAUGUACCUUGCUUGUCUUGUUUCCUUUAUGGAAUGAUGAGGGGAGCCCUCGUCUGUGUGCCUCUUUGAAAGAGAAGGAAAUAAUUGUGCCGUGAAUAGCAAGGCCUAAUUUAUCAGAUCAAAAUGGCAGACGGAUCUAUACUGGGUAUGAGACAGACACCCAUAUGCUUUCUGUUUGGUGAUACUAUUAUUUGAGAAUGAGCCACUUCUGUCAGUGCCAAAGGCUGAAUGCUGAAGUGCCUCAGCCUGCCCAGAGUACAGUCUGUGGCUCCGUCAGCAGCUCUUCAUGCACCCAGAUUCAAUCAACUGCUUGAUAAGAUAGCAAUGACAGAUAAAAUUCAGACUCUUCCUUGACACCUUGUACUGACUUCACCUCUUGCUGUUACUUGUGAAUCACAACAACCGAUAAAGGCAUGCCACAUAACUAGCCUGUCAUUUAUCAGCAGUCUACAGCCCAUGUUGCAGCAUUAAAAGUUUAAAAUAUCAGGGCUACAUGUCCAUUUUAUAGUCUUUUUUUUUUUUUACUGCAGCUAGGGUUUUUUUGGUCAUGGUGCAUAAUUUAUUUAUUUAAAUUAAAAUAUUAAUAUGCGAGCAUCUCGACAUAGGGUGAAAUAUAAAACAACAGCAUCAAAAUAUACAAUAUAGUGAAAACCAGAAUACAAUCAAGUCAUCAAAAUUUACUUAAGAACUGCAAACUAUGUACGUUUUGCCUGAAGCGGGGGGGGGGGGGGUUUGUUCCAGAAUGUGAGUGCUACCAGAGAAAAGGCCCUUUUUCUGGUUAUUACCACCCCCCAAACUGUUCCCACAGAAGGAUGAUGACCCCAUCCACAGCAGGCAAAGUGCCUAAUUCCCAGACACAGGAACCACCCACCCACAAGAUUCACCUUCUGUUUCCUGGCUCCGAUCCAGUAGAUUACUGGUCCAGAACCUUCAUUAACACACCUGACUCAGAUGAUACAGAUAACAAGGGGAAUACUGGUGAUACUGUCCUCCCAAGUUUCCUAAUGACUGUCUUAUAUAGUAGAUGUUAAAUAGCAUUGAGAACAAGAUGGCACCUAGUGGCACCCGAAAGCACAAACCCAAUGUUACAAAAUCUCUAAAGCUGAUGGUGAGAACCAAAGGGGGUUCAUCUUUUCCAUCCAGCUUCCUGCUGAGUUCUCAGCAGCAGUAUUGAACCGAGAACAGAGGAGCAAUCCUGCACCUUCUCUCUCCUUUUCCAGGCUUCUUUUUAAAAAGGAAACAUCUCUUUGUUUUCCUGCAUUGCUCCUGGCCUUUCAUAAUUUUCUUACUGGUUAGGGGGCAAGUCGGUACAGGGAAAGUAAGACGGGUAAGGCCCUUUAGUUUUUUCCUUGUAAUUCAAUAGUGUGUUUUCAGUGUUAUAAUUUUCAUGCUAAACUACUUUACAGGGUUGUUCAUCCACUAGAGGAAAAGUGCGGUACAAGAGGGAUUCUUGUUUGUUUGCUGUAAAUUCUCCUGUUUCCAGGAGUGCCUUUCAUUUUAAUACUGUGCUUCAGACAGUUUGAAUGAACAGUAUAAACUAUUGCUUAUAGGAAACGUGAGGAGGAAAACAGAAGGAAAGCCACAGAACUGCAGAAAGAAAUGCGGAACUCCAGGUCCAGCAAGGGCCAGGUUCAGCAGCAGUUCACUUCUGAGACGGAGAAGAGUCCCUUGAGACUUCACACAGCGCAAGGCUGCACCCAGCAAGGGGAUGAUGCCCUUGGUAAAAGGCCUCCCUCUGGGAGCCUGUGUCAAACCCAAGCAGGGAAAGUCAAGAGAAACUCAGCCACAGUCUUGCCAAACAAAGUGACUAGCAAGAACAAACAUCACUCCGAAGAGCUGUUUGGCGAAGAUCAAAAAAAGGAAAUGGGUUUGUAAUCUCAGUGUUGUUGUUGUUGUCAUCAUUAUUAUUAUUUAUUAAAUUUAUAUAUUUGAUUUGUUUCAUUAUAUUUCUAUGCUGCUUUUCAUUCAAAUCAAUCCCAAAGCAAUAAAUAACAAUAGCAUGAUAGAAUAUAAUAGAACAUCACAAGUACUGCAUAAAUCAUAUAGAAUAAUUAACAAAUCAUCAUAUACUGCCCUUCUUCUGAAGAUCAUAGGGUGGCUUAUAGUAUAAAAAGACAAAAUCCAUAAUAUAACAUUGCCAACAAACAACACACACCCCAGACACAUUAAGAAGGCCAUAGAUAAUCAGUCAAAGGGGGAAGAGGAAUGUUUUUGCCUGGUGCCUAAAGAUAUGCGCAGAAGGUGCCAGCUGAGCCUUCCUAGGGAGAGCUGUCCACAGGUGGGGAGCCACCACAAAAAGGCCCGUUCCCAUGUUGCCAUCCUCUGGGCCUCCCAUUGAUAAGGGCUGGUUGCCAUUGAGUAAGGGAUGGGCAGUCUAAGAGCAGCUCAGUCACUGUCUGGCCUGAGUUUUUGAGGCUCAGGAUUAGGGUAGACUCAUGGGUGUAGCCCGGAUUUGUUAGGGGAGGCAGGCUUUAUGUUGCGGGGGGGGGGGGGGAGAAAACAUCGGUUAAGCAUUUUUAUUGAUUUACUUGAUUUAGGGGGGACGGCUGAUCCCAGCCCCCCUUGGCUAUGCCCAUGGGCAGAGUCCACUGCUUUAUAGGAUCAGCUGAAAAAUGAUUGGGCUGUUGUGUCACCUGACCAGUGCAAUGCCAUCCCCUGGUCUUCUGCAGCGCUUGUGUUGCAGCACAGCAGAGAGCAGGCCUACAGCUCCCCACUCCAGCAAGGUGCCUGGUGAGAGCCCAGGGUGUCGUGGGUAGCUAGUCUCCAGUUUCAAGACUUCCGUUUCUUUGCUUUGCUACCUUAAUAUCAAAAGAGGGUGAAACUCACUCCUGGCAUCUCCAGAAGAAUGGGUUUCCUUUUCAUAAUUUUGUGAGCUUCCCUUGCAAAGGAUGUUCCUUUAUUGGGGGUGAUACAAGCCAGGGGGUGAUUUUUGACCUGGAAACUUUGUAUGUAUAUGCUCAAUAAGUGCCAUAACAAUUAAAUAAUUGUUUCAUUAAUUAUAUAAUUAAUAAAACUAUAAUUACAUUUCAUAAGCUCUUAUUGAAUAGAAUAAGGAGAAUAUGUGAUUGCAUGAAUAAGUUCUGUAUUGAAUAGUUUUGAUAAUGCACUUUGUUCCAUGAACUAUUAGAUCUGCAGGUAACAUUAUCAAUGAGCAUGAAUUAAAUUCUUAGCAGAAAGCUGUACAUAAAACAGUUUUGACCUUUUGAAUGCUUUGUUCUCUAACUUCCAUGGUCUUUUUAUUUUAGUUAGUUAUGAAACAUUUAAACAAUGUUUUAAUUGUAAAACUGGGUCCCCUACCUUGACUUCCAAAAACGAUUCCCCUUGAAUACAAUUAAGCUUUUACAUUUAUCCUAACUGUAUUGUGUCUCAGUAUUCGUCAAUCUGACUAACUGCUUUUAGGAAAUUAGAAUUAUUUAAAUUAUUAUUUAUCUUUGUCUCCCAAGAAGUAUCCAGGGAAAACAGCAAAUGCAAGACUGUCUGCGCCCCUUCCCGUUCCAGUAGAGAAAAUGAUGGGCAUCAAGUUGUAUCUGCUGGCUCAAGCAAGAAUGGUAAAAAGCACAAGGAGCCUACUGUGAGAGCAAAUGCCACCUUCACACACGCCAGGAAAAGACACGACUCUAGUGCUAAAGCUGCCUCUUCUGGGGAAAGAUCAGAAAAUCCAAGUCAGUCAUUAAACAACAGUAUAGACCAUUGUGAAGAAACAGGAGUUUGGGUUCAGAAUAGUAAAUGCACUGAUGGAAGCACAAGGAAUUCAAGACACUCUGAGCUGGCCCUUAAAGGCACCCCACAGCAGCAGAAGGCAAAAAGCAAAGAUGACGAGAAAUGGUCCCGAGCUGGGUUCAGCAGACCUGGGAGUGCCAAAGUGAGAGGCGUGAAUAUCAGAAAGGACCUUUCAAGUGCUGCCGUUACACAAACCGGUAAGGUGGCAAAUAACAAAGUCUGUCCUUUGCUGGUCAAUGACGCAAGGACUGCAAAGCUAACACCCAGCAGACGGGCACUGGACAAUGGCCAUGGAGACAGUGCAAAACCCAGCAGGCAAGCUCUAAUGGCACCCAGGAAUUCAGAACAUCAAUUGCACUUUCUUCACUGCAAGAGCCCAGCUACCGAACCUGUCCCUUCAGAGGUCUUGAAGCAAGUGAUUGAGAAGGAAAGGGCAAGAAAGGAGCUCUUCCAAAAGAAGAACUGUGCUGCUGAAAUAAUUCAACGGGCUUGGAGAAGGUACUCAUUUAUUUUGCUUUAUUACAAAUAUUUUUGACCCUUCAUCAGUAUAGAUACAGAGAGGGAUGCAGAACACAAAAUGAAGGCAACCAACCAAAACGUAAAAUAAAGAGUACACAAUAAAAUACACCAUCAAACAAAGCAGAAAAAGCAACAGAGAAUGUUGAACAAUACCCAGCUUACAAAACUCAAAAUGCGGGGACACUUGGCUAUUUCUUCUUGUUUAGCGGAUUUCAUUUUAAUUACCACUUCUCAUUUCAUCAAAUCCUAUACAGUUGUGGCUAUACUUGAAGUUCUGGCAUUCUUUGAUCAACAUGAAGCCAAGCUUGCAGUUGAUAUAUCAAGGGCAGUGGAUGGAGGCCUAUUCAGUAGAAAUCAAGCCGCUAUGCCGAAUGCAUUAGUUCAUCUCUUUUCAUCAUCUAGCCACUUCAUGUAUUAAAAGGACUUGGCAGUGAAGGAUGCAUGACUCAAAUAUCCUCUUUCCAUGUUUUCAGAUAUCAUGUGAAAGGGGAACGUGCAUCUAAUACAUUUUUGAGACAGAACUUGUCCUUGCAAGAAGCCAUGCUGGCUUUUGCUUCAGCAAGACUUGGUCUUCUAUAUGCUUGGUUAUUUUAUGUUUAACAAUACUUUCCACCAGUUUUGCCAGAACAGAUGUUAAGCUAUAUGGCCUAUAAUUUCCAGGAUCCACCUUUUUGUUAUAUUGGCUACUUUCCAGCCUUCAGGUAUGGAGGUUGGAUCUGGGGGAUUAGUUACAUAUUUUUGUUAGAACGUCAGCAAUUUCAUAUUUGAGUUCUUAAAGAACUUUCAGGUGGAUGCUGUCCAGAUCCAUUGAUUUGUCUGUUUUAAUUUUGUCUGUUAUGCCUAAAACUUCCCUCAUCACAAUUGUCUGCCUAAGUUCUUAAGACUUGCCUCCUGCAAGUUAGUUCAGGCACUGGGAUCUGUCCAAAAUCUUCUGUUGUCUCUCUGUUGCUGGUUGGCUGCAGCCAUUUUAGAAGAAGCCAUGGCAGGACUAGGGAGAUAAACGUUCCCAUGGGGAAUAAAUGGAAAUUGCUAGCUUGUUACGUGAAUGCUUGCCUAACAAAUGAUUUCCUGGGAGUGCAUUGUGCUCAAAAAGUGGGAUCUGUGUGUAUGCUCAUGAACUGGUGGUGACAGACCAAGAGGACACAAUAGGUAGCGCAGUGAAGAUGUAGACCCAUGGAAAAGGCAAAUUCCAUGCUUUCCAUUAAGAAAGCAUCUGAAACUAAAUCUGUUAUCAUACAAUUUGAUGGUGCAACUGCAUUUGGAAUACUGUGUACAGUUCUGGUCAUCACGCCUAAAAAAUAAUAGUUGUAGAGUUGGAAAAGGUUCAGUAGAGGGAAACCAAAAUGAUCCAAGGGGAUGGAGCGACUCCCCUACGAAGAAAAGUUGCAGCGUUUGGGACUUGUUUGUUUAGAGAAAAGGUAAGAGGCGAUAUGCUAAAAGCAGGCCUUUGCAGGGUAGCCAAGUACAGUCAUACCUCGUGAUGCGUUAGGUUCAUGUUGCGUCUUUUCGGCUUGCAAACGUGGCAAACCGCGUUGGUAUACUUCCGGGUUUCGCCACGCGUGUGUGUGCAGAAGCGUUCUGCGCGCUUCACACGUGAGCAGAAGCGGCACUCUAGUUAUGGACUUUUCGGGGUGCAAAUGGCACAGAUUGAGUCCGUAACUAGAGGUACCACUGUACACUUGCCUUGGGCCUCGGAGAACUAAGCUGGCCCGGGGGGGGGGGCGCCAUGGGCCAGCUGCCUUUUUUGUUCAAUUUUAUAACUUUAUUCUAAUAAGACUUGUAUGAUAGAAGUAUUAUGCCUGGCAUGGAGAAAGUGGAUAGAGAAAAGUCCCCACCUCUGGUAACACUAGAACUCACGGACUUCCAGUGAAACUGAAUGUUGGAAGAUUCAGAACAAAGCCAAGGAAUUGCUUCUUCACGUAGUGCAUAGCGAUGGCCACCGACCUAGAUGACUUGAUAAGAGAAUUUGACAAAUUCAUGGAGGAGAGGGAUGCCAUUGGCAGCCAGCCAUGAUGGCUCUGCUCUGCCUCCACAGUUUGAGGCAGCAAUACUUCCAAGUACCAGCUGCUGGAAGCCACAGGAGAGGAGAGGGCAUGGGGGUUGAAUUCUCCCUGUGGGCAUCUGUUAGGCCACUGUGAGAAUAGUCUCAUGUCCUUAAGGUGACAUUGUGGCAUGCUGGCUAAACUAGGAGCUAAGUUCAUUCCUUGCAAUCCAAACAUGGGCCUAUCAAUAGAUGAAACACACAGUUAAUGUCUAAGUUCGUGGUUUUUUCCUUCAAGCUUCCUAGUCCCUGUUCUUUCCUGCCCUUGGCAAUAGUUUAAUUGUAGCAAAGCAGAUAUAAAAUGCAUGCAAAACGAACACCAGGUCACAGAAAACAGCUAUCAACAUUAUUUUACCACAUCCCAUCAUAAAUACAAAAUUAAUGGGUGAUAUAGAUCCAGAUCUUCACAAAUCUAUGUGUUGUCCAGUCCUUAUUAUUCAUCUUUGCCUUUCCUCUGAGCUAAACAACUACCAAAAUAAACUGAACUUCAUGAGCAAUGUUUCCAUGCAGGAGAUCCACAAUGCAAGCAGGGGUGGCCAGUUAGCUACAGUAGACAUGUUGUGGUGUAACAACUGAGUAAGGUGGCAUGUAUCUCUAUUACUAAACAUAAUUAGUAGAGAUUUAUGAGCAUCAACAAAACCGAAAUAAUACUAUUUUAAUAAAAAUAAUGCAAACCAUGUUUUGGCACUUUUAAAGACUAACAGGCUUCCUAUGGCACAAAUGUGGUUCAAAACCUGAAUCACCCAAUAGUUUGUAGAUCAAAGGUCUGGGAGAAGAGCGCAGCAUGGACACGCCCCAAAAAGACCCUCAGGAGGUGGGACCUGCUAGGCUGUCAGUCUGAUUGAGUUUUCCCCCCUUUCUGGAUUAGAGGUUCUUCGUAAUUAAGACAAAACUUAAAUACGUGCCUGGCAAGCUUAAAGUUUGAUGUUAGUUAUAUCAAAUUAAUGGAUCUUAUUACUUAACUCAGACCUUCCUUUGCUGAAGAAACCUCUUUAUCCCACAAAAGGGAUCCAGUUAAGGGGGAAUUUUGUUUUCCCAGUUGAUAAUGAAGUGAAGAGGUUUAUGGGAAACUUUAGGGUUGGUAAGAGGACACUUAAAAAUGAGCAUUCCCCUCUUUCUUUUCUUCUUCCAGCUACCAGUUAAGGCGACGGUUUCUUCAGCUUUUUAGUGUCAAGCGGCUGUGCAAGGACAAUGAAGAGAAGUGGCAACAAGAAACAGCUGCCUUUUGCAUUGAGGUUGCUUGGAGGAAGCAGCUGAGCCAAACCCCUUUGAAAUCAAUUUCCUCCAGCAAAAGCCUUAAGUCCACGAACAAAAGCAACUCAGCUUUAAACUCUACACAGAAGCCAUCCACCUUGAAGCAGAUAUACGGUAGGAAAGCAUUUUCUUGGGUACUUAUUUUAAGGAGUUAAGGAUUGCAUUUGCUUGUGUCAUAUUCUCCAGUUAAAAAUGUUGGAACAUAAUGCAACUCCAGCAUCAUCAGAAAUGGAUAUAUUUGUCCUGCAGAUGUACACUAUCUGAAUAUAUUUGAAACAGAGCUGAGAAUCCACUGCCCACAGCUCACAGGAACCUCCUGCUCUUCACCCUGGCCAUUUCCUGAGAAGUAAUUAGGCUUAAAAAAAAAUACAAAGGCUCCAUUGGUGCCAGUGGAAGCUUUGUAAAAACCUAACUGGAGUUCAGGGUGUUGGGAGGGGUUUUUUGAGAAGUUAACUCUUCCCUGCCUCUCACACUGAGACCCCCAACAACAUAAAAACCCAAGCGUCAUUUAAGCUGUUCUGUCUUCCUGUUCAGGUGGCAUUCUCAGAGGGCAUUGCAGCGGGUCUUAAGAGUAAGGGUGGCAACAAAAGGUUAAAUGAGCAUGCUAGCAGUUGUAUUUACACUGUUCAGUUUUGUUAUGUCCCCUUCUCUAAAGCUAAACAAUAACUACAGUAGAACAAAGAGUGAAAAAUGUAGAAAUACAAGCACAAAUGUUCACACUUGAUUUGAAAACUUGUUCUUAAAGGGCGCUCUCAAGAGGGAAGAGUGUAUCAUCCAGUGAGACCUCCUUCUUCAAAAUACAAGCUUUCUGAACUACAGAUACUAUCAGGUACCGCUUGUUGGCCUAAAAAUCAAAAUUGGUCGAUAGCUGAUGUAUCCUUAAUUAAACGUGAUAUAUUUGGUUUAGAAUCAGAAUGGGCCAAACAACACCAGAAACAACUUCAUUCCUUCGGUUUUAUUGAUCAGAUCCAUUCACUAGAUUAGGGGGUGGACUUGCACUUUCUUUAUUUAUUGCUACAAAAGUUUGUAGAUUUUGGAUUAAACCAACAAUCGGGAAACCUUCCUCAACAAAAGUUGGUCAGUUGAUUAUUUGGAAUUGGGAUGAACAUUUAACAAUAUGCUGUAGAUGGCUGCAAAUUACAGUGGUAUUGUUCCUUAUUAUUAAAUUGUAGUGUAGGGUAUUAACUGAUUUUGAUGACGCUGAAAUGUUGAUCUCCCUUCUAGUUUUCACCCUCCCAGUUAACUUGCUGUGACUGGAGGCCUUUGUAAUCUCAGAAAGGUUCUUUGUUGUGCCCUCCUGAAUAUAGCUUGGGGAGUUAUCAAGACUUUUCACCUGCCAACUUUCACACAGCCAUCUAUGCAGGACCUUAAAACUUCCUCAAAUGUUAAUUCAACUUGUGCCCCCCUCCCCAGUCUCCCCCUUGAGUUUUCCAUACAGUCCAAUUGUAGGCCUUGCAAUUUCUCGAUGCAUUUGCUUUUUCAUAACUUGGUGAUGAGUAAGACAGUGAUAGGGAUUUUGCCCAGUCUGUUCAGAACAGUACUUUCAUUCACCAGAUGGUGACUCAGGAAACUUUUGCCCUGUCUAAAGAUGACGGUACAUUUUCCUUUAAGCAUGAGGUUUUUCAAAGAAGUUCAGAAGCGUCAGCAACCAGAGCUAUAUAGGGUGUAUCUGACACGUUUCUAGAGCGAAUUUGAUUCUACUUGAUGUGUGUCACAGAAGUGAUCUAAAAGGUAAACCAGAAUUCCCUUUAAAAGUAAGGCAUCUUGUUGAGAAGUGGAAGAAUUCAGUUGGUGUGUAAGUGCCAAAGGCAGGGGACAGAUACCAAUAAAAAUCCAGCUUAAUUUUCUUUUAAACUUCUGCUAAGCUUGAUUUGGAACAUGCUUUCAAAGCCCAGACCUCGCACACUUAGUGCGAGAAUCCUUAAAAGGUAACUCAAGAUUCAUAAGAAUGUAAUAAAAAUUUACACAUUUUUGACCUAUAAUAGAAUAUAUUGCAACUUGACUAUACUUAGCUUUAAACAUUGAAAAAAAUAUGGUUGUGUUUGUUGCAUUUCCAAUACCUAUAUACAGCACUUCUUACUGGGCAAAGGAGUAAUGAUUCCUCGAGUGAUAAAAAAUUUCAAGGUGCAGUAUAACUAAUAGUGGUAAACAGUACUAUUUUUCUAGAAAAAGGGGUGCUUGAACUCGCCAUGAAUGCCUCCCUUGUUCUCUUAUAAUGGCAAUGGCACCACCUUAGAGGUGCUGGAACUGAGUUUCAGCUGAAAAAAAGCCCUAGUGGUAAAUAAACGUUUUAAAUAAAACUUUGCAGAUGAGUAUUAUAAUGGUAGUGUUUGAACACGAUAGGCUAACCUAAAGAGCAAGCAGAAAUAAAUGUAGGUUCCUCAAGAAUGGUUUAAUGGUUUUUGGUUGGAUGAGGCAGCUUUAAGUAGCUCUGUCUGGUGCUCAAUACAAGUUUAUUAAUGAGAGAACUGUCAAGUAUUUUCACUCCUUGUUGGCCAAACAUACUAAUUUGUAGUUGCUUUGCAGAAAAUGGAUUGCAGUACCUUUGCCUGCUGGAAAACAAAAGGAAAUUUAGACCAUUUUCAUCCAGUAUGAAACCUACAACAACAGUAAAAAUGAAGCACACCAGAUCAAGGCAUGAAAGCAAGACUGACCUAUAGCCUAAGAGGAGAACCUAUCAAUUAUAUAUGGACAUAUUAAAAAUUACCUUUAAUAGUAUUUUCAUCAUUGUAUUCACCUAAGUGAUCAUAAACAGUUCCAGAUUCUGAAAACUUCCACUCUCGAAAAACAAUAAAAUCCAUUAAACUUUACAUUAUUGAAAACUUUCUGCUUACUGAGUGAAGUAGCAACAACUAGAAUGCUCCCACCGUCACCAUAUAAAUAAAAUGAAAAAACACACAACCAAUUUUCUCAAGGUUUGAGUAGAAUUCCUUUUUUUAAUCAGUAAAAUAUACAAGGCCCAAAAGGUUCACAUCAGCCUGGCAGCUGAAAUCCUCAAUGAUUUGCUCCUUCCUUCCUUCCAAAAGAAGCAGAUCUGAACCAACAGUACUCAAGACACCUUGCUCAAAAGUAGUCACAAGUCAGCAGUUCCACGCUGACAGAUGAAGUCAUUAUCUUUUGUCAAACCACUGCAUUCGCCAAAAUAUCCAACAGGUUUUGCAGCUCUCUGCUAGUUUGGACAACUCUGGCUUGAACUUUGUGAAUGAUGAAAAUGAGCAAGGAUGGCAAAAUCUCAGGUUAAUAAUAAAAAGAUAGUUAAGACAAUCCUCAGUUUUAUAAGAAAAAUAAUAUGCAAAAGGAUUUUAUUUUUUUUACUACAUACAUCAAGAAUAAUGUGUUACAAAACUUGCCUGGGGCGGGAGUUGGGAGGCCACCCAAUGAAACUGGCAUUUUUCCACAAUCUCUUCAUUCACUCUAGCCAACGUAGUGUUCACUCUCCUCCAGAAGCAGCUUUUAAAAUGCCCUAUAUCCCUUAAGGGGUAGAGCAAGAACCUUCCUGCACAGUUCUCUUCUGGCCUCUGCAUUAGCAGCAUCCCCGUGAAAGUUCCUCCCUGCACGCUUAUGGGGCAGCUGCUAUUUGCACUGGAAAGAAAUCCCCCUUUGCACCAGCUUCAGACAAGGGAUUUUCCUCAGGAUCACAGCAGGAGGGAAGUGGAAGCUUCCCCUCCAGGCCUGCUGCAAUUUCAGAAGUUGUCAGUCUUACCAGCAGACACUUUCCGCCUUUGAAACACAAAGACACGUUUUACAUCAUGUAUAGUUUGGCCCUUAGUGAUGGCAGCAAGCUGCUCAGAGCCAGCUGCUUUUGAAUUUUUGGUAAAAAUACAGGAAAAGUAGCUUUUUACAUGAAAAAGUCUUUUUAAUGAAAUGUAACUUCAAUUUCCACAGAAAAUUGACAUUUUGCACUGAGACCCGCAAUCAAAUGCAGUCGUUCUCUUUAAUAUACUGUGUCAGCUGCACCAGAUCCUGGGGGAUGUGUGGCUAAGUAUAUAUUGUAAUAGUAAUGGAGGUCUGUCAGCCACUGGUCUUGAGCUUCGCCACUCUUCAAUACCUAGAAUCAGAAAACAGAGUUACUGCUUGGAAUUUUUCAACAUACCCUUGCUUCUGACUUUUUAAAAUAAAUAAAUAUAGUUUUAUUGAUUUCCUAUAUACUGUAUAACAAUUACAAAAAGAGAGAGAGGAUACAAAAACAAAAUCCCCCUUGCCUUCCUCUUGGACAGAUCAAUCUAGUUAAGUUUGCCAGAGUCCCAAUCUGUGAUUUUGGUAGUUGCCAUUCUUCGGGACUAUCAGUAAAGUAUUUUAUAUAAGGAUGCCAUAUUUCAACAAAAUCGUCUACAUCUUUUGUAUUAUUCAAUGCAUGUAAUCUUUGUUAAUUUUUCUGAUACAGCAACAGCCCAUACAUUCUGUUUCCAAUGGGACGUAAGGUAAAAGGGUAAAGAACCCCUGGAUGGUUAAGUCCAGUCAAAGGUGACUAUGGGGUGUGGCGCUCAUUUUGCUUCAUUUCGGCCUCAACUAGAGCCAGGGCUUUUUCGGCUGUGGCUCCAAUCUUGUGGAACGCUCUGUCACAAGAGACUAGGGCCCUGCGGGACUUGACAUCUUUCUGCAGGGCCUGUAAGACAGAGCUGUUCCACCAGGCCUUUGGUCAGGGCACAGCCUGACUCCCUCCUUUGGCAAUCUCCACAGAACUUUAGCUUAAUGGUUGCCAACAAUUUGAUUUUAAUUAAUUUUUAUAAUGAAAUGUUUUUAGAAUCUUGUACUAUUUUAUUGUUGUUAGCUAUUUUAUUGUCUUCGGCUGGAGAGGGUGGGAUAUAAAUAAAAUUUAUUAUUAUUAUUAUGACAUCAAGGGAGCUGGUGUUUGUCCGCAGAAAGCUUUCCAGGUCAUGUGGCCGGCAUGAUUAAACCACUUCUGGCGCAGCGGGACACUAUGAUGAGUGCCAGAGCACACAAAAACACUAUUUACCUUCCCGCCGCCACAGUACCUAUUUAUCUACUUGCACUGGUGUACUUUCAAACUGCUAGGAUGGCAGGAGCUGGGACAGAGCAAUGGGAGCUCACUCCGUAGUGGGGAUUUGAACUGCCGAUCUUCUGAUCGGAAAGCCCAAGAGGCUCAGUGGUUUAGACCACAGCGCCACCUGCAUCCCUCCAAUGGGAGAUACACAGAUGUUCUAAUCCUUUCCAAUUCUGUGCCUCUAGUAGGCAUGCCACUACUAAAAGUAAUUAGUUCUUUAUAACAAAGGCCAGAUUACCCUUCUCUAAAAAUAGUUAACAAUCCCAAACUUGGGGUGCAUUCCACAUGUUGACCCAUAAUAAAGCUUAUUCCUGUAAACACCCUCUGCCGGAAGGGCUUUAUGUGAAAUGUGGUACCUAUACUAUUGCAGCCUCUCCAGCUCAAUGGUGGGAUAGUUUUGCGACUGACUUUCAAGUGUCUUCUGAAUACAUUUUUUAAGCCAAAAAGCCUGUGCAGCCGCUUAACAUUUCUUGAUCAGCCAGUCAUUUUAAUGAUUAUUUUGAAUAGUUUUUAUGGUGUUUUAUUGUACUUGUAUACAUUAUUGUAAACUACCCUGAAAUUCUAUACUAGUUCUGUACAAGUUGGCAGUAUAUAUUUUUAUAAAUAUCACAAUUUCAUUAGUUUAGAUGCUUUUCAUGAACUAGGGUUUGUUAUGGAGAAAACAAUAUUGCCAUAUUUAUUUUCUCAAACACAACUUGGAACUCCCAUCUCUGAAAAUAUAAACACUGGGUACAACUUUUUAUGCUUCUCUCAUGAAGUAGGCAGGACAGGGAAGAGAGAGGAUUACAGUUACGUAAGAAUGUAAGAAGAGUCCUGCUGGAUCAGGCCUUUGGCCCUUCUGGUCCAGCAUCCUGUUUCACAGCGGCUAACCAGAUGCGUCUGGGAAACCAGCAGGCAAAAUAGGAGCACAAGAGCAAUACUUGCCCCUUCCAUGGUUUCCAGCAACACAGUUAAUUGGAAUUACAUAAACUGGGCUCUUUCCUGGUUUGCUGUGAGGAAUUAUUUAGGCUAAUCAGCAGUUGCAUUUAGUAAAUU
Podarcis lilfordi (Lilford's wall lizard) is the source of this 59502-nucleotide messenger RNA. Lineage: Eukaryota; Metazoa; Chordata; Lepidosauria; Squamata; Lacertidae. The record is from the annotation of a GenBank genome assembly.